This is a messenger RNA of Pelobates cultripes (western spadefoot toad), 68967 nucleotides long. NCBI's taxonomy places the organism in Eukaryota, Metazoa, Chordata, Amphibia, Anura, Pelobatidae. The record is from the annotation of a GenBank genome assembly.
CGGGUCCUGGUCUAACAGGAAGUGCUCUAACAGUGAGCCUUUCUUGUCAGACCACUCGGCCACGCUACACACAGGCAGGAGGGGAGCAGCACAGUGCAGCUCUCCCUUCCUGCCAGACAUGCGGGAACCGUGGACCUGGGUCGGUGCGACUGUACAUAAGGUAUCCAGACAGCCCACGGGAUGCAGGGGUCGCGGCUGCGGCCGGGCCCCCCUAGAGUGAGGGGCCCAGUCGCAGCUGCGAUCCCUGUGACAGUGAUAUGUAUGCCAGUGGGUACCAGCAUAUUAGCAAACUUUUUAUAGCAGUCCCCUGGUAAACCAUCUGGACCUGGUGCUUUUCUUUGUGGCAGUGAAGAGAUGAUAUCUGAUACCUCUUGUUCCGUAAUGGACGCCAGGAAAGUUCAGAUGUUGUAGAUGUUGUGAGGAUGUUAAUAUCAUCCUUAAGUUUAUUUAGUUUAGAGAACAAUAAAGCAAAGGCAGAGGUUAUGCGAGUAGGGUUAAAAUGUGUCUGUCCUUUGUGCUCUAGUGAAUAAGAAAUUUUAGAGGUGCUUUCUGCCAGAAAGGAAGGAGAGGGUUUUGGUUCUGAACAUUGAGUCGUCAUAACUGAUCUGUAAUGAGUUGGUACUCCUUAAGUUUAGUUUUCUUGAGAUUGGAGGCGUGUUAUAGAAAGACCCCUCUAACAAAAACCUUGUGGGCUAUUCAUACUGUGUUAAUAUGCAUGUCCAGGGUAAAUGUGGAAAUAAUUAACUAUUUGUGCACUGAAAAAUUAGAUAUCAUGCAUUUCUAUUGUAGAAUUUAUUGUGUAGGGCACAUGUAAGUGAUCAGAUUAUCACUAUUGGUACAAUCCCUCUUCUUCAUUUUAUAGCAGGAAUGGUAUGUGUGACGGACCCGCUGGCACUCCGACCGAGUACCUCCGCCAAUCGAUGCUCCUAGUGCUUGCCGAGGACUCCAAGCACUCCAACCAACACCAUCAGCACUGCAGACUUAUCCCAUCCCCCAAGCAUGAGCCAAGGCUUCAAGAAAGGGUCAAGCAGGUCUGUUUAAUGAGCACACAAAAGCAACAGCACUCAUGCAGCAAAACAACUCCUCUUCAGAGGAAAACAAACUGACAGUUAAAAGGGUCAGACAGUGUUUUAAAAUAUGACAGUUAUUAAGGGUUUAAACUGGUGUUCUAAGAGGGGGGAGAACAAAACAGUCAAACUAAGUCCAUAAAACAGGGGUUUUCUUCACACUCUGCAUCUGAAGUGCAUAGCAAAACUGCAGAUCCUUUGUCAGAGCAUUUAAAGGGCCAGAACCAGUCUAAUAAAAUCCAAAUGCCCAAAUAACGUAUUUAAAGGGUAAAAUCUUCGAGGGGCCAUGGUCGCGGGGCAGGAGGCUGGCAACUAGUCCUCUCCAGGCACAAGUGGCGAAGGGCACUUCAUCACAGUAUGCAACUAAAUACAAUUGUGAGGGGAUUUGUGGCUGUUGGUCCCAAGUGAAAUGGGUUUCUUGAAAUAAUGGAAUGUCAGCUUCGGCAGACUUCACUUCAGCUAAAUCUACGAUUAUGAUGUUUCUUUUUUUUUUUUUUUUAUGGGUCCCCAGUUGUGAUUUUUUAAAAUUUUUUAUAUUUUUUUUUAUUUUAUUAUAUAUAUAUAUAUAUAUAUAAAUGAAACCAAGGAGGGCUAGGGCUGCACUCACCUGAACAUGCAUACAUUAUAGGGUGCUGCUAGGGCCAAUUUAUGCAACAUACAAAAUGCACAAUCCAGCGCACUCGCUCAUUCACUAAACAGCGAUUUGAGGUCCCACAGAUUGUAAUCACCUAGGCGAAAAAUAAUGGGGGUUUAGUUACAUUAUACUCAUCAUUGAGUAAACUUUGACCCUGUACCUCACAGUCAGCAGACACAUUCCAGCCAAUCAGCAGCAGACCCUCCCUCCCAGACCCUUCCCACCUCCUGGACAGCUCACUAAGAAUGCAGCUUCACAAUGGAUGCUGUCCAGGAGGUGGGAGGGUCUGGGAGGGAGGUUCUGCUGCUGAUUGGCUGGAAUGUGUCUGCUGACUGUGAGGUACAGGGUCAAAGUUUACUCAAUGAUGAGUCCGCGGCGAACCGUUCGCGAACCGUUCGGGACAUCACUAAUUAUCAUACAUUGCAUAAGCCUGACAAAAGUAGGACCUGCCAAGUUUGGGGUACAUUGACGUUGUGGCAGGCUUAUGCAAUGUAUGAUCAUAUACAUAUGCAAAUACAUAUAGGAAUAGAUGUCUGUAUUUAAACCCUCUUGAGUGCGUACUGCUCACGCAGAACUUCCUUUUCUGGGAAUAGUAGAGAAGCAAGCAAUUAGCAGUUGUUCAAAUCUUACACUAAAUUAAAAUCAAACGAAAGGAACCUUUACCAUAGUCAUACAUGGCAUCAUAGUGUCAUACAUUACUAUAGCUAUGACAUCAUAGUGUCAUACAUUACUAUAGCUGUGACAUCAUAGUGUCAUACAUUACUAUAGCUAUGACAUCAUAGUGUCAUACAUUACUAUAGCUAUGACAUCAUAGUGUCAUACAUUACUAUAGCUAGGACAUCAUAGUGUCAUAAAUUACUAUAGCUAUGACAUCAUAGCUAUAGUAACAAAACAAGUAGCUUGUGGCACAGGAAAUAUGAUAUGAUAUGGAGAGGUACUAAUGACCGGGGAUAGCUUUGGGCUCCCCUAGUGGAGUAUGGUCAGGUAGAUAAGUACCGCAAUGACAGGACCUGUGUAGUGAGGGGUACAGGUAGCAUGUGGGUCGAAUGACUAAAUGAAAAGUGAAGGCAAUUACAUAAAUGAAAAUAUUCCUAGCAAUUAAUAGUUAGGUUAAACAAGGACCUGCAGCAGUGACUGUCAUAAUGGCCACACCAGCCAAAGUAUUAAACAUAAAUGGCCAUCAUAGGGCCAUCCCACAAUGGUCAGACAAAAUGCCCCUGUGAGGGACCAACAAUUUAAGAAAUGAAAACGCAAAAGUAAGAGUAAACUAUGUGUUAUCAAAAAGCUAAUAUUUUUAUUGAGCAUGUUUGGCCUCUAAGCGACAGGUGUAAGACCUCUCAAGGUUCCGAAGCCCAGGAACACUGGUAAGAAGUGAAAAUGUUACUGAAUGGUUUGAACUACCUACAUAAGAGGGCGCCAGUCAGGACACUUCUGCCACUAUAACCACUACACUCUGUUGCAGUGGUUAUGGUGCUUGACGUGUUCCUUUAAUGUUCUAUAGCUGCCUCACAUUCAAAAACAUGGCACCAGGGGCCAGACAAUAUUUAAUCAAUAACUGGCCUAGUCUGGCUUGUGAACCUUUUGGUAGGCCAGCAAUUAUAACAUAAAUACAGCGUAUUAUGCCAUUGUGUACUUCUGUUAUAUCUAUGCAUACAUUUGUUGAUUUUGGAUACCUCAAAACACUGUAAGGAUUCAGAGCACUGAAGCACCAAUGUGGUCUAUCACCAUCAUGGAGUAACUGGGAAAAAUAUUAUGCAAGCCAUUAUGUUUGUACUUGCACUGUGUAUCUUACCUAUUUGCGCUGUAUUUACAAGUUUGGUCUCUAGGUGUCACCAGUUUACUCUAUAAAUUGAACUGCUUACCCUAUACUUUGUGCAAGCCUUAUCAAAAAUUGCUACUGUUCUGGGGUAAAGACCAAUAAAAAGCAGCAAUCCCCAUGGAAAUCAGUAGAAUGUAUCUCAACAUUUAAUAAUGUGCACCCAAGCCAGGGCCGGACUGGCCCACCGGGAUACCGGGAAAUUUCCCGGUGGGCCGUCGGCACCUGGGGCCGGGCAGACAGCCGGCUCACCUGCGGCCGCAGAGGGAGCUCCCUUGGCGGCCGCAGGGGGAGCUGGCUGUUCUGCCUCUGGUCCCCCUCCCCAGCGCGCUAGAAAGAGACCGGGGCCGGAAUAUGACGUCAUACUCCGGCCCCGGUCUCAGUAAGCAGUGCGCUGGGGAGGGGGAGCAGAGGCAGAACAGCCAGCUCCCCCUGCGGCCGCCAAGGGAGCUCCCCACAGCCCCAGGUAGACAUUAUGUGUGUCAGUGUGAGUGUAUGUGUGUGUGUGUGUCUGUAUCAUGGUGUGUGUGUGUGUCUGUAUCAUGGUGUGUGUCUGUCUGUGUCAUUGUGUGUGUCUGUGUGUCUCUGUCUGUCAUGGUGUGUACGCCUGUGUCAUGGUGUGUGUCUGUGUGUCUCUGUCUGUCAUGGUGUGUGCAUCUGUGUCAUGGUGUGUGUGUGUCUGUCUGUGUCAUGCAAUGUGUGUCUGUGUCAUGGUGUGUGUGUCUCUGACUGUCAUGGUGUGUGCGUCUGUCUGUGUCACGGUCUGUCUGUGUCAUGGUGUGUGUCUGUGUGUCAUGGUGUGUCUGUCUGUGUCAUGUGUGUCUGUGUCACGGUCUGUGUUAUGGUGUGUUGUGUCAAGUUGUGUGUGUCUUUUUUAAGGUGUGUCUGUCAUGGUGUGUGUGUGUCUCUGUCAUGGUGUGUGUGUGUCUGUCUGUCAUGGUGUGUCUGUGUUUCUGUCUGUGUCACGGUGUGUGUCUGUCAUGGUAUGUGUGUGUCUCUGUCAUGGUGUGUGUGUGUGUCUGUCUGUGUCAUGGUGUGUCUGUCUGUCAUGGUGUGUCUGUGUUUCUGUCUGUGUCUGUGUCACGGUGUGUGUCUGUCAUGGUAUGUGUGUGUGUAUGUGUGUUUUUACUCACUUUUUUUUUUUUCCCCCACGUCGUGCUGGUCUCCCCUCAACUGGCCCUGCCUCUACGGCUGAGAUCAUCAAGCUUGAUGAUCUCAGCCAAUCCGCACUGACACAGGAAGCACCUCUAGUGACCGUCUGAGUGUCUGUCAAUAGGAAGCAAUGUAAACACUGCCUUUUCUAUAAAAAGUCAGUGUUUACAUUGAAAAGCCUGAAGGGACAGGCUGUAGACACCAGAGCCACUACAUUAAGCUGUGUGUGUGUGUGCGUGCCUGCUAGUGAGUGGGCUUGCUUGUGUGUGUGUGUGUGUGUGUGUGUGCCUGCUACUGAGUGAGCUUGUGUUUUUAUUUUAAUGACCUUAUGUAUAUCAGUGAGAUUGUUUGUCUAUGAGGCUGUGUAUCAAUCAGCUUGUGUCAGUGAGAUUGUCUGUGUCUGCAUGUGAGUAUGCUUACUGUAUAAUUAAAGAUUUUACUCUGAAAGAACCAAUAUUUUAUAUUGGAAAAAAAAGAUAUAUAUAUAUCUCAAUCAUCUAGGGUGGCAAGACAUAGCCUUACAUAUUACAUGCGACAAUAUAUGGCGCAAUGACUUAUGGGGCUGGCAUAGAUUUUUUUUCCAGGGCUGCUUUGGAAUCCCCAGUCCGGCCCUGACCCAAGCUAACACCUGUUUUACCAUGAUAAAUCUCCCAAUGUGUUUUAAAACUUAUCAGUCUUUGAAAGUAGAAUGUGUUCAAUUAUUAAAAAGACAAAACUUAAUUUUCACGUGCAAGACUUGCACAAUUGCAAAGAUGUAUAACAGAAAAUGUAUAUGUCGGGAAACAGAACUCUUGUUUAAAUAACAGACUAUACAAUUGCAUCUAUAUAUUUUACUAGCAGAAUUUCUAGCAAAUGUAUAAAAUCCUUUAAAGCCAAUUGAAAGUUUUAAUAUUUUUAGUAUUAAGUUUUAGUGAUCCAGAUACAUAUAGUUUUGUAUAUUUAUGUGGUACGGUAGUCUAGACAGGUAACACUGUAUGGAAUCAUUUAACAUUAUGGGUCAAUGUUAUUAAAAAGAAAUUGUAAUUUUAUAUGAAAUCGGAGCCUGCAUAGUCAUUGCACUUUAAACUAAAGCUAUAGUGUGGAAUGGGAUGGAUAUGUGAAUACAUGCUCACUCACAAUGCACAGCACAUGUUCCCAGAAUGCAUCACAGAAGGCCUGAAUGAUUGAAGAGUUUUAAUUCUAGCUAUUAGAAAUGACAUCAUUUGGAUAUGUACUAAUGGAUAGAUAUUCUUGCACUUUACAACACUGCAGAAUAUGCUGGUGCCCUCCAAAUAAUACUAAAAUAAUACAAAAAAAUAAAAAUAAAAAUAAUAAAAGUAUAAAUAAAAUGACAAUAUUUUUUAUAAAUAAUUAUAGGUAUGUGGUCUUGUUGGUUUUAUACACAUUCAAGCAAGCCACCUCGCCUCUUGCAUUGUGCCACCAUUGCCACUAACACCACUCGCUGAAUGUUGCUAAACAUGCUCUUGCUUUCUCACACAUCAUUUAAUAAGUGCCAUAAAACCCAUUUUUUAGUAGGCCUCCCAGACUAACCUCUACCUCACCAACCUGUCUUGCUCUCUCCCUAAAGGGCAGCACUCUACUCUCUCCUCCAGCUCUGCUUCACUCCCACCUUAUUUGAUUGCUAUUUCCUGUCCUAAUGUGUUUUAUACCCCACCUCCCUAUAGACUGUAAGCUCGUUUGUGUAGGGUCCUCUUCAACCUAUUGUUCCUGUAAGUUUUCUUGUAAUUGUCCUAUUUAUAGUUAAAUCCCCCCUCUCAUAAUACUGUAAAGCGCUACGGAAUCUGUUGGCGCUAUAUAAAUGGCGAUAAUAAUAAUAAUAUUAAACAACAUAUGACACAAGCUGAUGUGUGGUGCACUCAGCUGAGAAACCUAUUACUAGAGCUUAGAAAUCUGUUACUAGAACUUUAGUGGUUUAUUCAACAGCCUGCAUGUUUGUUGUAUUUAUGACCAAGUAGCAAAAUGUAGGCGAAAAAUGGCCAAAACGAAGAAAAACAAAACCAUCUGUUGUUUAAUGUUUCUGUACUGACCUAAAUCUCACAACUCAUAAUAACCUUCUGGUGGUAAGUAAUCGCAUUUCAGGGAAGGUAUUGAAGAACUCAUUGUAGGAAAACUGGGAGAACAUUCGGGGAUACGUUUCAAACAUACUAAUAUCAUGCAAAAUACACAGAACACAGGGCAGAAAUGCAAAGCAGACAAACAGAAACCCUGAUACCAUUUGCUGUUUAGAACCGUGAAGCAGUUUUGCUGGCAAAGAUUGCAUGCUUGUUUUACUCAACACAAUAUGCUUUUCCUUUAAUUAUGCACACUGUAUCUUGCUCCCCCUUGCCACUUUGUAUUUAUAUACGGUAUAUUAAACUUUCUUCAAUGUGUCAGAUCUCAAUAUCUGAAUGCAGCCAUUGUGUUCUCCUCUGCCCAAGAUAUCUGAUCUCUGCCUUUCUGUGGAUUGAUUUUUCUAAUGGAUUAUGAGUAAAUUUAAUUGGUAACAGAAACCUUGCAUGAGCUUUGUCCAUUGUGGAGUUUUAUCUACUUUACUGUUACACUUAAAGGGACACUGCACUGUCCAAAUUAAAAAAUAUUUAUAUAUAACAAUGUUUAGUAGAUAUACCCCCAAUGAACACAUGCAUGGGUUUAUUAGUGUAUUUUUAUUGCAGGUAUAUAUUAAAAACAUAAUGUAAAAGCUGGAUUUCUAUUGUCUAAAAACUUUGAAUAUGGUAUUGCUCAAUCCAUAAGUCUUAGAUGGAUAUUCCCCACCACAAAUAUUGAGGAUGAAGUAUGAUCACAAAUGGAUGGAGGUCCAGAAGCAGGAUAAAAAAAAUCUAUUUUAUUUAUUACUAUAUAAAAACAAUAAAAUGUUAAAAAAUCAGGUUUAUUGUCAAUGUACAGACCUUCAGCUGUUGAAAACUUAGCCCAUUGCUCAUGAUAAUUGCUCAAAUUCUACUAAAAAUUCAACUUAUUUCUCCAGUCUCAAAAUGAUUCAACCCCCUGAAUAAAAUCCCUCACAACACCAAUUGGCCCAUGGGGACGCAGCGGUAGACAAACGGGGUGGAUACGUUUCACAGCUCAACGAUGUCUACGGGAUAGAUGCGCUUACCAUGUCCCACUCUUCGCAUGCCCCACGUGACUCCCGAAGGGGUAUUAGGAGGCUGGCCAUUUUUGUUGCUAGGGAGGGUAAUUAUGGUUACGGUUUUGGCUGUGUUUCUCUGUUUAGAUACUCUCAACUCGCUGUAUUUUUUUAUAACAAUGAUUCUCCUGGUCCUAUGUUAUUGGCCUUUUUCUAAGGUUGUAAUUGUAUUAUCUUUCCACAUUGAAAAAAUAGAUAAAAUAAUAAAUAAAGAAUGUCAAAAAAAAAAAAAUCCCUCACAACAGUAUAAAUAUGCAAAGCAGGUGUUGUCUCAAGCACACCUGAUGCAACUAAUCAAGGGCUUCAUUAGUUAUACCAGGUGUGCUUGAGCUUUGAACACUGGAAAUACCUGAACUGGCUAUGGAUUUGUUGAGUGUCAUGUUUGACUGUAUGUUAGAAAUAUGGCUCAGUCAAAAGAAUGGUCCACAAAGUUAAGAGAAGAGAUAAUUGCCCUUCACAAACAAGGAACAGGAUACAAAAAGAUAGCGAAGGCACUCAAUGUUCCUAGAGACACCGUUGGAAAUAUAGUUUACAGUGGUUACACUACCUGGACGGGGCAGAAAAGGGAAGCUAUCAAUGGCUCCAACCAGUUUUCUAAGAAGGCAGGUGAAAACCUCUCAAGUUAAUGCAAAAGACCUGCAGCAAGGCUUGGUGGCAACAGGAACUGAGGUUUCAGUGAGCACAGAAAGACGCAUACUAAACACAGAAGGUUUCCAUGCCAGAACUCCAAGACGUACACUAGUACUGAUUUAAAAGCACAAGAAAAGUCAGUUUCAGUAUCUUAUAAAUAAGCCAGGGGCGUGGCUUAACGCUCGGCGCGAACGGACGCAUGUGAGGCGAGCUCCGUUCUGUUUUGGCCUAAACAGCGACAUUACCAGCGACAGUGACCAGCACUAACCUCCAAACCAAGCCUCAAGCAUGGCACAACCCAAAGGGAAGAAGAUCCCCGACAAAGCUGAUAAAAAUGUUUUUUUUUCCGCCCGCAAUCCGCCACCUAAGGCCCAAGGCACAGGAGAGUACAGCCAAGAUGGCGACGACACGCUGCCGCUGCAGGAAUCCCCUGGGGGCAGAGAUUUGCCGGUCACACAGAACAUACUCCAGGCUUGCCUAGGAGAAAUGUCUGACAAACUGCUACACAGCCUCAACAAGUCCAUCUCAGACCUAAGAAAGGACGUGCAGGAGCUGGGUGACAGAACAGCCUGCAUGGAGAACCGCAUGGGCGAGUAUGCAGACGCACACAAUGACAUGGCAGACCAUGUCCACAACCUGGAACAGGCGCUGGAGUCCUGCCAAUAUAAAAUCAUGGACCUAGAAGAUAAGUCAAGGAGACAGAAUAUACGGAUCAGGGGGAUCCCUGAGACGGUGAAGCAGCCCGAAAUAGCGGCAUACCUCACGGCUUACUUCAAAACAUUAGCCCCAGACCUCCCAGCAGAUGUCUUGCUCUUGGACAGGGCGCGCAGAGUCACUAAACCAAGCUUCCUCCCAGCUGAAGCGCCAAGGGAUGUACUGACGCACCUCCACUAUUAUCAUGCGAAAGAAGCACUGAUGAGAGCGUCCAGGCUCCGCAAAGACCUUCCAGCCCAAUACAACACCAUUCAACUAUAUGCAGAUCUCUCUGCCCAGACCUUGAAAAAAAGGAAGGAGUAUAAAGAAAUAACUGAUGCCCUCCGUUCCCAUGAGGUGCCCUACCGCUGGGGCCACCCAGUCCGUCUCCUCAUACAUAAAAAUGGAGCUAUGCACGUUAUCACCUCUCUGGCGGAUGGACGGAAAACACUGCAGAAAUGGGGUAUACAACCCCAGAACCAAGCAAGAAGCGGCAACGACCCACAACCGAGUAAGCUUACAGCCGACUGGAAAAGAGUACGUAACUAAAGCCCUGCGGUCCUGACGGAAGAGCACACACUUGCAACACAUUCAGCAGCAAAGAUGGCGUGAGAUGCCAUACGCUACCUCCAAUAACCACAACCAACAGAAGCGGGACUGUUCAAAGGCCACGAAGAAGGACUAUUGAUUUCAAGCAGGUGACUAUGGCACUAUAACUCCCCAUGCUGCCCUUGCAACACUGGCAGCGCCCCACACGUCAACAAAACACAUUCACUCGCAACACACACACUGCAUGCACACUGGGGGCUAACAACACACAACACGUGCCAAUCUCAGGGACAAUAACGCGGCACAAAAUGACACACUACGCUGCCACGGGAACUUUCAGAGCCGUAGGCUCAGGCAGAAGCACACUCACAGCUGCAGCCUGCGGGGAGGCAAACAGCCUCAGCAUCUUUGGAAGCAGACACCAGAAGGCUGCAGGGGACCCCCCAGAGGAUGACGCAACACAGCUCAAGGGAAGCCGCCACGCUCGGGGGAGCUGGGGCAGCGGGAGGGCAUCAUGGGGAAGGGUAAUUGUGACUAUGAUUUAAUGCAGUGUACACGCCUUGAAUAUCUGAACAAUUUGUGGGGCACAGUUGUAAGUCUAGCUCACAUGAGAAUAGGACAGCCCCAUUCAUAGCGGGGGGGAGCGGGGGGAGCGGGGAGGCAUCACGGAGAAUGGUAAUUAUGUUCCAAAUGUCACAAUGUGAUUGUUUCGGGCAUUGAAUAAUGUAUGAGGCAUAGUUGCCAAUUCAGCGUAUAGGUGAAUGGGUCAGCCCGUUCAGGGCCCGGGGGGAGCGGGAUUGUACCAGGGGAGACGAUAAUGGUGCCUCUUAUGUAUUGCAAUAUGUUUGGUUUGGAUGUUUGCAUAAUAUGUGGGGGACAGUUGCAAAUCAAGCGUAUAGGCCAAUGGGAUAGCCCCGAAACAUACAAUGCCCUCCCCUCCACGAGGCCCCCAAGGAGAAGUAACUCCACCGGGGGAUAGAAGAGGCGCCCAUUGAACCGCCCCGCCACAACUAGACCAUAGCGUGACCCUCCCGACCUCCCACACACCUCAGGCGACCGAGCCAAUGCGUCACGCCAGGUAGCAACCACAGUCAUGUACCGCCAACCUAUGCCCCCCCCCCCGACCUCCCCCCCCUCCCCGUCGGCAAAAGCCCCAAACUGAAACUUAACACAAUACAAAAAAAAAAAAAACCCCAAUGUUGACGCAUGCAGCUUGAACCCAAGUGACAACCGCAGCCCCAGGUUACUGUACCCUACCGCAAAGCUGACAGCCGCAAAGAGGCACCCCACUGACCAACCGCCGGUCACAACGGACUGACACAGGCCAAUCUUCCUACUGUUCUUUUCUUCACACCAGCCACGCUCUCAUGGAACCGCUAGCCGGAACCAAAGCCCGCCAAAGGGCUAUAGUUUUUACCCCCCCCCAAGUUCAUACCCUCACAGUAUGACCCCCCUACACCCUUUCCCCCCUCUCCCCCCUCGAUACUACUCCAAGAGACAGAUGCACCCAUCGAACAAGAAGGUGACGUCCACCUGCACAAACUGGCAACCCCUGGGCCCACCAAAAGCCAGGCGCAAAUCGCCAUCACCACCACUAAACACACAACUCAGGCCCACACCACUGCCCAGCAUUGUGGGAACAAAUCCAAAGCACUAUCAGCCACAAGCUCAGCCUACCCCAUACGUAGAACACAUAAACGAAUCCUAGCGCUUCACGACACUGACCUAUAGUAUGAAAAUACAAAGCUAUAAUGUUAGAGGGUUAAAUACCCCAUAUAAGCAACAUUGCCUCCUUCAAGAUCUCAAGAGAGAUCAGCCUGACAUAAUCUGCCUCCAGGAAACACACUUCAAAACGCCACCGACCCUAAAACCAUCCUUGUACCCACACCAAUACCACGCUACGGCAGGGACAAAAACGAAAGGGACAUCAAUACUAAUUAGUAACACAGUAUCCUUCCAGCACCACUACUCACAGACAGACAAGGAAGGAAGAUACACGAUAAUAGUAUGCACAAUCAACAACACUAAAUACACCCUAGCAAAUGUAUAUGCCCCGAACACGAAUCAAAGAGACUUCCUACACAGAAUCUUAUCCAUAUUGCGACCAGUACAGGAGGGUAUACUGGUAUUGUGUGGGGACUUUAACCACAUCAUAGAUCCCACCAACGACACAACGUCCCAUGCAGGCAGAGAGGUACACGCGAAACAUCGCAGGACUUGUGCAUCAUACCUUAAAUUAUUAGAUAUCAAUAAAUUAUAUGACGUAUGGCGAGUCCUACACCCUCAAGAAAAGGAUUACACGUAUCACUCAAACACACACAAUACGUACACCAGAAUAGAUAGAGUCCAUAUGGAAAGCACACACCUGGACCAGGUUCUAGAAUGCUCUAUUGGCCAAAUCACAUGGUCGGACCAUGCCCCACUAACACUGACCCUUAAAGACAACUACGACUACAAACAUAAGAGCCCCUGGAGACUCAACGAAUCACUACUGACAGACAUACCCUUUUCCAACCAAUUAGAAGAAGCCAUAACAGAAUACUUCACGCUCAACGGCACAGGAGACACAUCUGCAUGCACCCUAUGGCAGGCACACAAGGCAGUAGUUAGAGGAAUCUUGCUAAAGCGAGCAGCAUCUUUGAAACAAAGUAACCAGACCCAAUGGAUAAAUUGGAACAAACAGUUAAUAGACCUCACAAACAAAAACAAAACGCAUCCCACAGAGGCAAUACGGAAAAGCAUCGCGGAAGUAGCAGACAAAAUUAGACUACACACGCUGCAGCGAGUAGGCUUUAACUUACGCAGACUCAAAGCAACAUACUAUGCCCAGGGAAAUAGAGCAAGCAAAGUGUUGGCAGCCCGCUUAAAGCGAGCAGAAACGAACGCGAAAAUAUCACACCUGUACACACAUGACAACACAAAAGUGAUCUCCCCCAUAGAUAUUAGCAAUGCUUUUGCUAACUACUAUAAUAAACUCUACAACUUGGCUCAGUCCGAGCGAGCACCUGACCCGACAGAACAUAACAUACAAUCCUACCUACAGGAUGUCCCCCUACCCACGCUAACGAAAGAGCAAAUUACUUCUUUGCAAAAAUUAAUCACUCCAGACGAAGUGAAGGAUGCAAUACAAACCUUACCUAAAAAUAAAGCGCCAGGCCCGGAUGGCUUCACAAACAGGUACUACAAAAGAUUCGCGACCGCUUUAGCCCCACACUUGGCAUCUCUCUUUAACUCCGCUACCCAAACCAAAUCACUACCAGAAGAGCUACUGCUUGCCCAUAUCGUCACCCUACCAAAACCAGGGAAGCCCCCAACACACUGCCCAAACUUCAGACCCCAACACACUGCCCUCCUCAAUACAGACGCCAAACUAUACGCCAAAAUAUAUGCCCGGCGAUUGGGCCCACUUCUCCCAACCCUCAUUCACAACGACCAAGUGGGAUUUGUAGCAGGGAGGCAGGGAACAGACAACACCCGGAAGGUUUUUGACCUAAUACACAGCAUCAGACGGAAGGGGACAGGUAGCCUACUAAUGUCUUUAGAUGCGGAGAAAGCCUUCGAUCGAUUAAAUUGGCGCUUCCUGAAGGCGGUACUGAUGAAAUAUGACUUUCCCUCCCAAUUCACAGACACAGUAGAGGCUCUAUAUAGCUGCCCCAUGGCUAAAGUCCUAAACGCAGGAUUCUGCUCGGACAAAUUCAGAAUCUCUAAUGGCUCCCGCCAGGGUUGUCCACUUUCCCCGCUGCUCUAUGUCCUGGCAUUGGAGCCUCUGGCUGCCAAGAUCAGGAUGGAAUCGGCAAUCCACGGGGUAACCCUACGUCAGAAAGAAUACAAAUUAAGCCUAUUCGCUGACGACAUAUUCCUCACUCUCACGCAACCACACAUAUCCCUACCUAAUCUCAUGCACCACAUCACGGAAUACGGACGAGUGUCAUAUUAUAAGCUGAACGUCACUAAGACACAGGCACUAAGUAUCAAUCUCCCCGCAACACAACUGGUGAACCUUAAGAGCUCGUUCCCUCUAGACUGGAGAGAGGAUCACCUCACCUUCUUGGGAACUAAAAUGACCAAAAACCCCAUGUCUCUCUUCAAGACGAACUACCAACCAUUGUUAGAAACUUUUAAGUCCCUGCUGAGCUCCUGGGAGGGGAAAUACUUGUCCUGGGUGGGGCGGAUCGCGGCCAUAAAAAUGUCACUACUACCCAAACUCCAAUACCUAUACAGAACACUACAAAUUCCAGUACCAGAUAAGUACAUCAAAGCACUCACGAAAAUGCUAACACACUUCACAUGGCAAAAUAAAAAACCCAGAGUAGCGACCAAUCUACUACAAAGGUCAAUAAAUCAGGGCGGACUAGGCUUCCCAGACCUAAAAGCAUAUUGCAAAGCGGCAACAUUGAUGCUGGUGCCACAAUUUCGACAACAUCCCACAGCCCCACAGUGGCUGGAAAUAGAAAACAGCUGGGCCCACCCAAUGACACUACAUUCCAUUCUAUGGACACCUAAAUCACAUAGGACGGACACUAGCCACCUUUUACCCACGACUCAAUACACCCUACAUGUUUGGGACUCUAAGAAGCACCUAAUGACGCGAUACCACCCACUACCUUUGGCAGCCCCAACCAGCACCCUAGCACAUGUAAUACCGAACCUGAACACACAACCAUGGCUACAGAUGGGCAUCCAAGAAAUAGGGCAGCUAUACAACGACAAAGGGCUAAAACUAUUUCCAGACCUACAACAAGAAUUUCAAUUACCCCACAGGCUAGGCUUCGCAUACCUUCAAAUUAAAUCCUACUUAGCUAAAAACAAACCUAACGGACCGGCUGCUGCAGCCACAAAACCGAUGACCGAGUUCGAACAGAUAUGCACACGUAGAAAACCACUGAAAAAACUAAUUUCCAUCAGUUAUAAAGCACUGACCCAAGCAUCAGAUCAGGGCAAAGAAACACACAUCCAAUCAUGGCAUAGAGAAUUAGGCAGCACAAUCCCACUGACAGACUGGACUAAGGCUUACUCCUCGUACAAAGGUGUAACAUCUUGUGCUACUCACAUUGAGAUGCAGCGCAAACUGUUAUACCGAUGGUAUUUGGUACCAUCCAGACUCCACCAGAUGUGGCCGCGGUCCUCCGACACCUGCUGGAGAUGUGGUCAGAGUAAAGGCACCAUGUCUCACGUUUGGUGGACAUGCCCCAUCAUCAAAUCCUAUUGGCUGGUGGUACAAAAGAUCAUAACUGCCACCAUACAAACGCAAAUCUCACUAACACUGGAACUGUGCAUACUAUUCAUACCACCAGACUCUCUUACUAAAGAUAAGUGGGCAGCCACAUACCACAUCCUUAUCUCUGCAGUCACAUGCAUUGCUAGGCUAUGGAAACAAACGACAAUCCCAUCACGAGAGGCUCUCAUAAACCAAAUAAAACUGAACUGGGCCUACGAGAUGGUAUAUGCACGACAAUUUGGAGAAAAGAAACACAUGACUUUAGCACAUAACAGGUGGAAUGACUUUCUACGAUCAGAAGGAUUACAAACAGAACCGACAUAAACCACGCAACCAGUCUCUUACACCCCCCCCCCCAGUUCUCUCUCCCCAUCCCCACUCCACAUCUACCCUCUAUCCUACCUACUUGUUUCCCCGAAAAGUACGAUGCUUGACAAUGAGACGUACAGAGCAUCAGGCCACUGGUGGCCGAAGGUAACCUAGCACAGAUAUGCACGAUACACCCUUGCAUGACCACCUACAGCCCUGAACCCCCAGAGGGAUAGGGGAGAAUAAAAACGAAUUCAUAUUGUCUGUAACACCUACCAAUGACGUGUGGAAUCGUGGAAUCUGCAUAUGAUGUAAAUUAAAUGUCAUGACUGUAUAUCGAUGCAUUGUACAAUAAAAAUUGUCAAAUUCAAAAAAAAUAAAAAUAAGCCACAUAAGUUUUGGGAUUCUGUUCUGUGGAGCAAUGAAACUAAAACUAGACCUUUUUGGUCCAAUGGGUCAGCUGAAUGUCUGGAGGAAGAAGAAUGAAUGGCAUGGUGGUGGCUCUGUGAUGCUGUGGGGCUGCUUUGCAUCCUCUGGCACUGGAAACCUGCAGCAUGUGGAAGGCAUGAGGGAUUCACUGAAGUAUCAGGAAAUCCUAGGAGAAAGCAUCAAGCUAUCUGUGAGGAAGCUGUCUUGUUGGAAGGUCCAAUGACGACCAGGCUUCAAUUAGCCCAAGCAUACCUGAAAUUCCACCAACGCUUGGUUGCAGAAGAUGUCCUGGAAAAUUCUAAAGUGGUCAACACAGUCACCUGACCUUGGUGGGAUUCGAAGAAGGCGGUUGCAGUACGCAUACCCAAGAAUAUUACUGAACUGGAGGCCGUUGCUCAUGAGCAAUGGGCUAAGAUUCCUCAGGAAUGCUGCCAAAACCUGGUGUCUGGCUAUGCAUCUUGUUUGCAGCAGGUCAUAAUAGCAAAAGGGUGCUCUACUAAGUUCUAAAGAUGCUUGCCAUGAAGGGGUUGAAUAGUUUUGAGACUGGAGAAGUCAUUAUAGGUUGCAUAUUCAGUGGAAAUUUGGGGAACCACUUGAAGCAUUCGUUGUGUUGAACUAUUUUAAUUGGUUUUGUUAGAUUUUUUUCAUUGCAAACAGCCGAAAGUCUGUGAAUUUUAACACUAAACCUAAUUUUUUAUGUGGGUUGAAUAAUUUUGAUUACAACUGUAUACAGGGGCGUACCUAGAGCAUUUGGCACCCGGGGUGGGUCCUUUUUUUGGCACCCCCCUCAACUUUAAAUAUAAAAACAACAAAAAUAAAUUCUGUAUUUAGCACUAAGCAGUGUUUGUGUGUUUGAAUGUAUGCAUGUUUUUGUAUGGAGUAUAUGUGAGUGAAUGUAGCAGUGUGUUUGUAUGUAGUGUUGGCAUUUUGUGUGGUAUUUGAAUGCAGUGGUAUGGUUCUAUAUAAUGGUGGGAUUUGUAUGUAGUGUUGACGUUGAAAUGCAUGAGUGUAUUUGUGUGUAGUGUUGGUGAGAUUUUUAGAUGUCUGCACAUAUACACAUACACGACAAACACACAUGCAGAUACAUAUACACACAAACACAGUCACACACAGAUACACAUUGACACACAUGCAGACAUUGUGGCGACUCUAGGUACAAUAUAUAUGGGGGGAUACCACAGUCAAAACAGGAGAGGGAGGGGGAGCAUUAAAACUUCUCACUAGGGGAUGGGGUAAUAUGCUGCCAUUGGCUGUCUGAUGUCAGCAUGCUGUGUUCUGCAUGCUUGCAUCUGACUACACAUUUGCAUAUAAUUCACAUUAGCCACCCAUAUUUCUUUUUGUGGGCUGGCUGACACCUCUUAAAGGACCACUAUAGUGCCAGGAAAACAUACUCGUUUUCCUGGCACUAUAGUGCCCUGAGGGUGCCCCCACCCUCAGGGUCCUACUCCCGUGGCGCUGAAGGGGGAGGAAGGGGUUAAUCCCUUACCUUUUCUCCAGCGCCUGGCUCCCUCGGCGUUGGGGACUCUCCUCCCUCUUCUUCCGUCAUCGGCUGAAUGAGCAUGCGUGGCAAGAGCCACGCGCGCAUUCACCCAGUCCAUAGGAAAGCAUUAUCAAUAUAUGUCCGACCAUAGGUCAAUAUUUUAAUAUGUGCAACAAAUGGCUGGUCUGUUCCACCACUUCUCCUCCCCCUAACCCCCACCCCCCCUUUCCCUCUGCUUGCCUCUGCUAGCUGUAAAUUCCUUUAUAUAACUGUGCACCCUUUUUCUUCCUCAGGCCCAAUUUAACAUCCAUCUUUGCAACUAUGAAUCUUCAUUUGAAAACUGCAGCUUUAAAAACCCGAUUUAACUUCCAUCUUUGUGACUAAGAAUCUUAAUUUCUACUCUGCUUUGCCCACCCUGGUUCCAUAAGUAUAUAGCAUGACUCGUCCAGCUGUUUCCAACCACAGUCAAUCACAUCCUCAUUCCCUUCACAUGUUAUCAAUUACUGCAGUCUCACUAUAAAUUCCCUCUGCCAUCACCUUCAAUUUCUUCUGCUACCUCUACCAUUUUUUUGUCUGUGUAUAUUGUAAGUCCUCCACUUAUUGUAGAGCGCUGCAGAAUCUGUUGGCACUUUAUAAAUACCAGUAAUAAAUAAAUAAAUGCGAUAGAUAAUUCCACCAGUCAGUCACUGUGACUGGUGGGAAAAGUAAUUUCAUAGUAUUUUUACUUGGCAUUUGAAAUACAACUAGGACAUUAGAAGUCCAACAAGGACAGGAGAGUUAAUGUGGCUAAGCCCUGCCACUAAGGUUGCCAGAUCAACCUGUCUUUUUCUGGUCACAUAUCACUCCACCAUUCUGCAGGGCUGAACAUGAAAAGUGCUAACAUGCAUCAUGCAGAAUCCAUCAAUCAAUUAAUCAAUCAAUCAAGGAGUUCCUAAGUAACUUCCUUGAUAUCCAUAUUGAUUUCCUUACUGUAACAAAUGAAUGCUACAUUCAUAUACAAAAGCAAUGUUUAUAUAUAGUCCAGCAGAAUGAAUUAGAAAACAAGGCAGAUCCGCCAAAGCUCCUUGUCAAAGGUGCAUCAAUCCAGUAAAAUUUCCAUUUCUACUAGUGUAGUGUUUCUCAACCUUUUAUGGAGAAGUACCCCUGCAGGUCUAAAAAAAUUUUUAAGUACCCCUGUCUCAAGAAAGUAAUUUCUAUUGGAAGCCCUGGAAUGAAAAUGACCCUCAUGAUGGCAUACCAUUUGCAAAAGUAGACAACCCAAGGUAUUACAAAUGGGGUAUGUCCCGUCUUUUCUAGUAGCCACUUAGUUACAAACUCUGGCCAAAUUUAGCGUUUAUAUUUGUGUGUAAAAAAUGCAAAAAACUAAAUUGAACGCUAAUUUUGGCCAGUGUUUGCGACUAAGUGGCUACUAAAAAAGACUGGACAUACCCCAUUUGCAAUACCCUGGGUUGUCUACUUUUGCAAAUUGUAUGCCAUCAUGGGGGUAAUUCUCAUUCCAGGGCUACCAUACAGUCUCGAAAGCAACAUAACCAAUCAGGCAAAUUUCAAUGUGAAAAAAAAGGAAACGCAAGCCCUAUAUUUGACUCAGUAACUUUUUAAAACACCAUAAAACCUGUACAUGGGGGGUACUGUUAUACUCGGGAGACUUCACCGAGCACAAAUAUUAGUGUUUCAAAAUAGUCAAAUAUAUCACAACAAUUGUAUCGUCAGUGGAAGUACCGUUUGUGUGUAAAAAAUGUAAAAAACUGCAUUUUUACUGACGAUAUCAGCGUUGUGAUAUGUUUAACUGUUUUUAAACUCUAAUAUUUGUGUUCAGCAACGUCUCCCGAGUAAAACAGUACCCUACUUGUACAGGUUUUAUGGUGUCCUAGAAAGUUACAAGGUUAAAUAUAGGGCUUGCAAGACAAAUUCUCUGGACUUUCAGCUUGGGUUGUCAGACAGGUCCCUCAAAUUGUAAUUAAUAAAAUGACUUGAUUAUGUAAAUAUAUUAUAUAAAUAUAUUUGUAGAAUUUAAAUAUAUAUGUAUAUAUAUGAAUAUGUAUAUAUAUAUAUAUAUAUAUAUAUAAAAUUGUUUUUAUUAUUUUUAUUUAUAUAUAGCUACAUAUAUGCAUAAGCCGGGUAUACCGGCCAUGUGAUCGCAAAGACCCCAUGAUCACAUGGUCAGGGGGGGCUGGAUCGGGCAGAGGGGGUCUGCCUGAGCUCACAGGCAGACCCCAGUAUCGCGACCGCAGGCAUGGGAACGGCGGAGACCCGGUAAGUCCAAAGGACGGCGGGGACGUUCUAUGCAGUCCGCCGACGUUAAUAACCGCCCUAAAAAGGACAGCAUAGAACGACCGCUGUCCUUAAGGGGUUAAUCUGAAGUAAAAAUGUCACAAAAUGAAAAUAUAAUACACAGAUAAUAGUUACACACAGAGGACACUGACACACACAGUUACACAUAUAGGCUACUAACAAACACAAACAGAGUGCAAUGAUACACACACACAAAAGACACUGACACAUGAACACACAUAUUUACACACAGAGGACCACUGACACACACAUUUACACGAAAAGGAAACUGACACACACAGAGGACACUGAGACACCUACAAUCACCGACAGGCACGCUCUCAUUGAUUUGACAAACACUGACAGACACACUGAAACAUACACAUUCAGACACACACUCACUGACAGGCACACUCACUGAUUUGACACAAACUUACAGACACAUUCACUGACACACACUUUCUCUGAUUUGACAAAUACUGACAAACACACACACAUUAACUGACAGACAAAUACACAUUCUCUCACACACACUCACAGAUUAUUUGUUUAUUAUUUUUAUUAAAAAGUUCACCUAGCCUCCCUAACUCUGGGAAUGGAUCUCUUCCAUGGGGACUAGUGUGGCUGCUGUCAUCUUCUUGUUCAUCUUGCUCUGCUCCCUUGCAUGCUGUUUAGUGACGCCGGGACCAGAGUGAUGUCAUAAUCCAGUUUCCGGCAUCAAAGCAAGGCUUUGGAGGGAGCCGUGCUGUACGAGCACAGAGAUUAAAGCUCCCUCUUCACCUGUAACGUUCACUAGGGAACCCUAACACGCAGACAGGACAGAGUAGAGAGAAUUGCAAUACCGAUCCUUAGAAUGGUCGGAUUAUGCAAAAAGGGAUAGUCAAAACACAAGCCGAGAUUAAGGGAAACAGAGAGACAGAAUAACGAGAGACAAAGCCAAAUAUCAGUAACCAGGAAAUCCAAAUAACAAGUGCAACGCUCAAUGAUAAACCAAAGACCACAACAGGGCACUGAGGCAAGGGAGAGGUUAGCUUUGAUACACACAGGGUGUGUCCGAUUGGCUAACCUCCAAUUAGUGUUAAUCACAACACGUGGGAGGAGUUCGUUUCCUCCCUUGUGGUCUCUGAGGUUAUCACUGUGUGCCUGGUCACAUGACUGGGUGCAGCACACAUUUAAGGAAGCUGCUCUGGAGCGUGCAGCAUGUUGAUUUACUUCUAUGCUUUGGGUCAUUGUCCUGUUGCAACACCCAUCUUCUGUUGAGCUUCAGCUGGUAGACAGAUGGCCUUAAGUUCUCCUGCAAAAUGUCUUGAUAAGCUUGGGAAUUCAUUUUUCCUUUGAUGAUAGCAAUCCGUCAAGGCCCUGAUGCAGCAAAGCAGCCCCAAACCAUGAUGCCCCCACCACCAUACUUCACAGUUAGGAUGAGGUUUUGAUGUUGGUGUUCUGUGCCUUUUUUUCGCCACACAUAGUGUUGUGUGUUUCUUCCAAACAACUCAACUUUGGUUUCAUCUGUCCACAGAAUAUUUUGCCAGUACUGCUGUGGAACAUCCAGGUGCUCUUGUGCAAACUGUAAAUGUGCAGCAAUGUUUUGUUUGGACAGCAGUGGCUUCCUCUGUGGUAUCCUCCCAUGAAAUCCAUUCUUGUUUAGUGUUUUACGUAUUGUAGAUUCGCUAACAGGGAUGUUAGCAUUUGCCAGUGACUUUUGUAAGUCUUUAGCUGACACUCUAGGAUUCUUCUUCACCUCAUUGAGCAGUCUGGCUGUGCUCUUGCAGGACAGCCACUCCUAGGGAGAGUAGCAGCAGUGCUGAACUUUCUCUAUUUAUAGACAAUUUGUCUUACCAAGACUGAUGAACAGCAAGACUUUUAUAACCUUUUCCAGCUUUAUGCAAGUCAACAAUUCUUAAUGGUAGGUCUUCUGAGAGCUCUUUUGUGCAAGGCAUCAUUCACAUCAGGCAAUGCUUCUUGUGAAAAGCAAACCCAGAACUGGUGUGUGUUUUUUAUAGGGCAGGGCAGCUGUAACCAAUACCUCCAAUCUCAUCUCAUUGAUUGGACUCCAGUUGGCUGACAUCUCACUCCAAUUAGCUCUUGGAGAUGUCAUUAGUCUAGGGGUUCACAUACUUUUUCCACCUGCACUGUGAAUGUUUACAUGGUGUGUUCAAUAAAAACAUGGUAACAUUUAAUUCUUUGUGUGUUAUUAGUUUACGCAGACUGUGAUUGUCUAUUGUUGUGACUUAGAUGAUGAUCAGAUCACAUUUUAUGACCAAUUUGUGCAGAAAUCCAUAUCAUUGCAAAGGGAUCACAUACUUUUUCUUGCAACGGUACAUACACUGCUGUGUGUGUUGUGUGAGGGUGCUGGUAGUGUGAUUUGUGUGUGAAGGUGCUGAUAGUGUGCUAUGUGGGUGUUUGUGUGUGUGUGUUUGUGAGGGUGAUGUUAGUGUACUGUGUGUGAGGGUGCUGUUUGUGUGCUGUGUGUGAGGGUACUGGUAGUGUGCUGUGUGUGUGUUUGUUAGGGUCCUGUUAUUGUGCUGUGUGUGGGUGUCAUGUGCUGUGUGAGGGUGCUGUUUGUGUGCUGUGUGUGGGUGUUGUGUGUUUGUGAGGGUACUUUUAGUGUGCUGUGUGUAGGUGUUGUGUGUUUGUGAGGGUACACACAUACAGUAGAAAAACAAAGUGGAAACACCUCCCAAAUACGUGAUAUUAUAACAAUAAAUAUAAAUAACCUGAAAUAGGUAGUAAUUCGUAGACAGGAUCUGUAUAGAAAAUUAAGAAGCUAACAUAGCGUAAUAUAGUACUAGAAAAAGUGAGUAUAUUAAUGAAAAUGGAUGCACUCACAAACGAAAUAGGAAUUCAGGCUUCUCACGCUAUGUUAGCUUCUUAAUUUUCUAUACAGAUCCUGUCUACGAAUUACUACCUAUUUCAGGUUAUUUAUAUUUAUUGUUAUAAUAUCACGUAUUUGGGAGGUGUUUCCACUUUGUUUUUCUACUAUAUGUAAUUUAGGUGUUAGUGAGGUACACCUGGUAUCUCUCCCUUAUAUAUGAUCUAUAUACCAUUAUAGUGUGUAUACUUUAUUGUUCUUGUUUGUGAUACACACAUACAGUACCCACACACAUACAGCACACACACAGCACCCUCACACAGCACCCACACACACAGCACCCACACACACACACACACUACAAUGUUAGUGUGCUGUGUGUGAGGGUGCUGUUUGUGUGUGAGUGUGCUGUUUGUGUGCUGUGUGUGUGAGGGUGCUGUUAGUGUACUGUGUUUGUGUGGGUGCUGUUAGUGUACUGUGUGUGUGUGUGUGGGUGCUGUGUGUGUGUGUGUGUGUGGGUACUGGUUGUGUGCUGUGUGUGUGUUUGUUAGGGUCCUGUUAGUGUGCUGUGUGUGGGUGUCGUGUGCUGUGUAAGGGUGCUGUUUGUGUGCUGUGUGUGGGUGUUGUGUGUUUGUGAGGGUACUGUUUGUGUGCUGUGUGUGGCUGUUGUGUGUUUGUGUGUGAGUGUGCUGUUUGUGUAAGGGUGCUGUUAGUGUACCGUGUGUGUGUGUGUAGGUGCUGUGUGUGUGAGGGUGCUGUAUGUGUAUGGGUGCUGUGUGUAUGGGUGCUGUGUGUGUGUGCUGUUUGUGUGCUGUAUGUGUGUGGGUACUGUAUGUGUGUGCUGUAUGUUUGGGUGAUUUGUGGGGGUGGAGGUGGUGGCAGAUUAGUUAAUAAAUAUUCCCCUCCCUUCUCACCUUAUGUAGGGAGGGGGGACCAUGCUGCUGCCUUCCCAGUGGUCCAGUGGAGGUGGGGGCAGAUUACUUAAUAUCCCACCUCCCUUCUUAUGUAGGGAGGGGGAUCCUUUCUGCCUUCCCUGGUGGUCCAGUGGAGAGUGAACUUUAGCCUGCGGGGCUAGAGUUCACUCUCGCGAGAGAUCUCGCGAGAGGAACCCGGCGGAGCUGCUGGCAAGAGCUCCACGGGUCCUUUCAUGCCUCCCUCACUGCAUGUGGGUUGGUGAAGGGAGGCUUAGAGCAGAGCCGGCGCUCAGAUAGCGCCGGCGCUCAGAUAGUGCCGGCUCUGCAUGAGCCGACAGGGGGGAUCCUGAGAUCUCCCCUGCCGGUCUCACUACAGAGGCAUGCCGCGGGGAUUAGGGUGUGUCCAGGCACACCCCGUGCGCACGCCUAUGGAUACCACCCAGCCACAGCCUCCUCCUGGACACUGUACUUGGGAAGAGUAGGCAACUGCAGUCCAGGUAAGCAGGUGCUUAUUCUGCCUGAGGGCAAUCCUGGGGGCCCCUAAGGUAGCCAGCCAGCACAAUUUUGGCAUAGCUCCUGUUUUUGGUACACAGGUUGAAAAACUAGGCUCUAGUGGAAGAUGGCAUGGCUCAUUUAAGGAGGUGAAAAUGUGCUUUGUAAUGUUCUGAAGCUGACUAAUGUCUUCACACCAUCUGUAGUUGUUAAAUCUGUGAAAUGGCUACUUCAUAGUGAAACUUAGUUGGCUUCGUUCUACAGAGAACUAAGUUAUAUAGCAGCUUCUUUUGUGGUUUAUUUGCUGUGCUGCAGACAAAAGAUGCAACCUCAAACAUUUUAGCCAUUUAAAGUUUGUUGUGAUGCACAAAGCCUUACAACAGCUCAAACAUCUUCCAAAUCCACAUCUCAGCUUUGUACUUCGUAUGUUGUGCAGAGACUCUGGAAGAAAGAUUAACCCUGGGGAGAAAUGUAUAUUUCUUUCCCUUUAAUCUUUACUAAAGGUAAAUAAAGCUGGAAUUCAUGAACAAAUUGAUGAAAAGCAUUUUAAAUGAUCAUUUAUACACAGUGAUUGUGGUAAAUGUUUUUAAUAUUAUUUAAAGGUAUAGUGACAGAAACAAACCUCAAGUCUAAUAAAGCAUUAUUAGAAAAAAACAUAUGUUUUCUUAUUUUUAUCUGGUACAUUUGGUUAAGUAACUCAAGCUGAUAUGAACUGUAUCUCCCGGAGUCCCCAGCAAAAUAAUGGCUGGGAAUAUUGGGAGAUGAAGUCCUCAUGGCUCAGGUGCGCUAGCCAAUCCCUGUUAUUGCCUAAAUUAGAGAACCUUUGAGGCAAAUUGAGAACUAAUGCGAAUCAUGUGAAACUUCAGGAAUGGGUCACUGAGCUGAUAUCACAUUGGAGAAAUAGUUGUACAUAUUUAUAAAAAAAAAAAAAACAGAGUGAGGAAGAUAGACAGAUCUAUAAGAUUAGGCAGAAAGAGGCUAAGCAAGAGCUUCCAAAUUACACACAGAAGAGAAAAUAGCACAGUCACUAAAAAAAGGGGACAAAACAUUUUUUAGAUACAUAAAUGAGAAAAGGAAAGUAAAACAAGGAUUAGUUAGAUUAUAAACAAAAGAAGAAAGGUUUGUAGAAGAGGAUAAAGGUCUAGCUGACUGUCUCAAUGAAUAUUUGUGUUCAACUAUUUACAGAUGAAUAUGAAGGAAAGGGGCCUCAGUUAGGAAAAAGGACAAAUGAGUCAUUUGCUACAUGUGAGUUUACAGAGGAAGAGGUUCUAUUUCAACUGUCAAAAGUAAAGACAAAUACGUCAAUUGGACGUGAUGGAAUACACCCAAAGUUAUUAAAAGAGCUUAGUGGUGUACUAGCAAAACCAUUAACAGAUUUAUUUAACUAAUCAUUGUUAACAAGAGUGGUCCCAGAAGAUUGGAAGUUAGCGAAUGUUGUGCCCAUUCACAAGAAAGGUAGCAGGGAGGAGUCAUGCAACUAUAGGCCACUAAGCAUUACUUCCGGGAAAGUAAUGGAAACCAUGUUAAAGGAUAGGAUUGUUGAACAUCUAAAAUCACAUGGAUUUCAAGAUCGAAGACAACAUGUGGUUACUUCAGUGAGAUCAUGCCGAACUAAUCUUAUUGAUUUUUUUGAUUGGGUAACUAAAAUAAUGGAUCAGGGUGGUGCAGUAGACAUUGCUUACCUAGAUUUCAGUAAGGCUUUUGACACUGUUGCACAUUGAAGGCUUAUCAAUAAACUGCAAUAUUUAAGUUUAGAUUCCAAUAUUGUUGAAUGGGUAAGGCAGUGGCUGAGUGACAGGCAACAGAGGGUUGUAGUCAAUGGAGUAUAUUCAAAGCAUGGUCUUGUCACCAGUGGGGUAUCUCAGGGAUCUGAACUUGGACCCAUUCUCUUUAAUAUUUUAUUAGUGAUAUUGCAGAAGGUCUUGAUGGUAAAGUAUGUCUUUUCGCUGAUGAUACUAAGAUAUGUAACAGGGUUGAUGUUCCAGGAGGGAUAAACCAAAUGGCAAAUGAUUUAGGUAAACUAGAAAAAUGGUCAGUGUUGUGGCAGCUGACAUUUAAUGUGGAUAAGUGCAAGAUAUUGCAUCUUGGAUGUAAAAACCCAAGGGCAGAGUACAGAAUAUUUGAUAGAGUCCUAACCUCAACCUCAACAUCCUAGGAAAGGGAUUUAGGUACACAUGUGCAAUUCAUUUCGGUCCGAAUGUGAAUUUCGGGCAAUUCGGACAAUUGGGUACUUUCGAAUGUCCGAAUAGAUGAAUUGCUGAGUUGUCGAAGUCCCAAAGUUCCGAAAUUACUGAAUUUCCGAAGUGCCGAAGUGCUGAAGUUCCGAAGUUGCCGAAGUUCCGUAGUGCCGAAGUUCUGAAACACAGUAUUGCCUAAAAACUAAUAUACUUACCCAGUGGAAGAAUGAAGAAUGUUACACUGUAUACAAUUUUUAAUUAAAAGUAUACAAACAUAGCCAGGAUUCAGCUAUAAGCAUUUGCAACACUUACAACAAUCAAGUAACAUACAUUCAUAUAAAAUGUAAGUUACUUAGCCUGUCAAUGGAAUGACAGGAAUGAAUAAGUAGAUAACUCCCUAAUUUCUACGGUAUUUAGGAAAUACCCGCCCUGCAAUUAGGCUCAGAGCACUCUGGUUGGUGGGUUUAAGCCAUCCAAUCAGAGUGCUCUGACAGGUAAAUGAAGAGACUGACAGGUAAGUCUCUACAUUUACCUGGCAAUGCACUCUGAUUGGUUGGCUUGAAAUCCACCAAUUAGAGUGCUCUGUGCCAUUUUACAAAGCGGGUAAAGUUCUUUGGAAUUUUCCCACGCUGUGUAAUUUGACUCAUAACACUCUGAUUGGUGGAUUAAGUAACCAAUCACAAAGUUAUGAGUCAAAUUACACAGCGUAGGAAAAUUUCAAAGAACUUUCCCACGCUGUGUAAAAUGACACAGAGCACUCUGAUUGGUGGAUUUCAAGCUAACCAAUCAGAGUGCUGUAACAGGUAAAUGUAGAGACUUAUCUGUCAGUCUCUUCAUUUACCUGUCAGAGCACUCUGAUUGGAUGGCUUAAACCCACCAAUUAGAAUGCUCUGAGCCUAAUUGCAGGGCGGGCCAAGGCUUCAUAAGCCUUGCCCCGCCCUGCAGAGCUCAGUCUGCGCGGAGCCCUCCAUGGGUGAAGAUGGAUUUUUUUUUUAAAUGCGUUGGUUAUUAUGGAUUUUUUAUUUGGCCUUUUUUGGGGCUGAAAAAAAUAAGAUUUUAGAAGAAAGAAAACAUCAAAUGGUAAGUUUUAUUUUUUUUUACAGGUACUUAAUUAAAGGUCCCCCCCUCAUUAUUUUUAGGGUGAGGGGGUAGGUAGGGGUUAAUUUUUUUUUGGGGGGUGACUAGGGCUUUGGGGACCCCUAGUCCCUGGGGGGGUAAUAUUUUUAUUUAUGGCCCCCACCUGCCACAGGCUGCUCACUGUUGCCCCUACUCGCGGUAUAGUAUUUUUAGUAUUAGUAAAUUUGUCUGAAACACCAAUUUAGGUCCUUCAGCCUUUUGGUAGAUAACUCCCUAAUACAGUGGAAAUUAGGGAGUUAUCUACUAAGCGGCUGCAAGAGAAGUCCCGAAGUGCCGAAGUCCCGAAAUUCCUAAAUGCAGAAGUUCUGAAAUUCCGAAGUGCCGAAGUUGCCUAAGUUCCGAAGUCUCAAAGUCCCGAAUUUCGGAAUGCUGAACCGAACCGAAAAUUUUCCCCAUGCACAUGCCUAGAUUUAGGGGUCAUUAUUUCAGAUGACUUAAAAGUAGGCAGAUAAUGUAAUAUAGCAGCAGGAAAUGCUAGCAGAAUGCUUGGUUGUAUAGGGAGAGUUAUUAGCAGUAGAAAGAGGGAAGUGCUCAUGCCAUUGUACAGAACACUGGUGGGACCUCACUUGGAGCAUUGUACGCAAGUAGCUGAACACAAACUGCAGUGACAAGUAGCUCCAAUACACCAAUACAGCUGCCAAAACAAUGAGACUGUUUCUAACCUUAGCUGGGGAUAUGGUGUAUAAUAUUGUGGGUGUAAGAUGUACAUAUAAUCCUGCCUUAAUCACAAUAAGACUAAAGGGAUCAAAAUCCUUGUCCUAGGGUAGACAUCAAUCCCCAUUAUAAUGUCACAACUCCACAGAAUGCUACUUACAGUGCUCUAAGCCUAGGCAACACAGGAUAUUAUACACCAUAUCCCCAGCUAAGGUUAGAAACAGUCUCAUUGUUUUGGCAGCUGUAUUGGUGUAUUGGAGCUACUUGUCACUGCAGUUUGUGUUCAGCUACAGUUUACUUCUAUAUACAUACUAGUAUCCUUUUUUUCUCUUAUGUUUGAAGUUAGUGAUAUUGGUAUUUGUAAUUAAGAUAUGUAUUGUCUAAAAUUAUGAAGAGCUUCACAGUAAUGUAUUAGGUCUCUUUGUUAUACUUGCCUCACUACACUAUUUAAAUAGUAAGGUUCCCCAAUCUUUUUGUGGUUUGUUUUUAUUUAUUUUAUUGGUUGCUAGGAAGCUUUUCUUCCAUAGCAACUAGCUCCCAAUGAUGCUGCCAGCUGAUCGCCCACGGGAUGACGUCAUGACGCCGGCGUCACGUGAUGACGUCAUUGACGCACGUUCCGACGCCGGCCGAACCCACGUGGGUGCCAGACCGAGCUGAGAGGGAGAAACAACUGUUUUGGUGUUGUGUAAGUUGAUUAUCAAUUUGUAAUAUACUAUAUAUGGAAAUUAUGAAUGUUUAUGUGUUAAUCCUGAUGAAAGUCUGUGGUUAACAGACUGAAACGUCGAUUUUUGUAUUAGCUCAUUAAAAGUUAAGUUUUAUUUUUUGUUUAUAGUCCUGAGAGUACUAUCUGAUUUCUCUUUUUAUAUAUAUAUAUACAUAUAUUAAUUCUACAUAUAUAUUUACGUAAUAUUUUUACAUAAUUAGGUAUCUUAAUUAAUUACAAUUAGCGGGACCUGCCUGACAACCCAUGCCGAAAGUAAAGGGAAUUUAAUUUGCUAGCACUAUAUUUAACCCUAUAACUUUCCAAGACACCAUAAAACCUGUACAUUGGGGGUACUGUUCUACUCGGGAGACUUCGCUGAACACAAAUAUUAGUGUUUCAAAACAGUAAAAUGUAUUACAACGAUGAUAUCGCCAGUAAAAGUGACUUUUUUUGCAGUUUACUAGUGUACUAUUUAGAUUAUCUGGCUCAACGUCAUCCCCCUUUUUAUUUAUUCCGUAAUUAUUCUAUAAAUGUUAUUUGAUAGGGAUAGUUUGAUUGCAAUGCUAUCUAUUAAUUUUUGCUUCUUCUCAUUGGAUGUCCACCCUCUCUCCUUUUAAAUUGUUAGCUUGCUUGUUACAGCAUCUUGAAAAUGUAACCAGUUGAGACUGAGAUGUUGUCUGUAGCUGUACAGGAUUUUUGCUUAGAUAAAUAUUGUUUGUUUUUAACUGAGUACAAAGUCCCAAGCAUAUUUUUAUAAGAACAGGCUAUAUUUUCACAUCAUCGAAUCCAGUCAGUCAUUCUUCUAUUACUAAAAUGCCAACAGAGAGGCCGGAGAGACAGCAGUGGUGCUUCUCUCUCUCGCUACUCUCUUGGUACAUCACUAAAGGGAAAAAAGGAUGAAUUAAAGGCAGCAGCCACAAAUAGCAGAUACUGCCAGAGAGUGUAACUUUAACCAGUGUGUUCUGGCGCCAUCUCCUGGUUUAUUGUCAAACAGCUCAGGACUGGUUUUAUAUAACCUUGGCCUUUUCUGGUGUCUGGAGCCCGCACCCUUCUUGGCUGUAUUGAUAAUGUGGAAUUAACACUUACUGAAGAUGAGCAGAUGCAGGGUCAUUGCUGAGAGUCUAGAAGGAAACCUAAUAAACUAAAACUUACUGAAACAAUAAGAGGUCAGAUAAUCCAAAGUGUAGAAUAAAGAAAAUAAACUAAUAGGAGAUGUAAAGUAUUAAUUGCAGGGGUAGGGUUAGUAAUUACUUUAGCUGAUUUGGGAAAAAUCUUAGAAUCUCAUUUUAUACAACUUAUAAUGCAGAGCAUAAGGAUGUCCAGCAUUCUUUAAGAGAGUCAGAUUCUGUUAGAAUCCAAGAAGCGUCUCUAGUGUCUGCAAUGUUUUGCAUUUUAGGACUUAGGGGGACAGGGACACUGCACCCAAACCGCUACAAUGAGCUGAAGGGGUCUGGAUGCCUAUAGAGUCCUUUUAAUUGCUAAUAAAUAGUUUUAGUUUUGUGACUCACAUCCACAAAUUGUCUCUAGUAGAAACCCAAAACACUGAGUAGGAUUUUGUUCAUUGACAAACAAAAAGUUAUUAACUGGACGAAAGUAAAUACUUGUUCUCUUUCAGUGAAGUUCAUGACUGAAAUGUUUUAGAUUCUCUUUGUACUGCACGACAAAUGUGGAGUAGAAUUUUCCAUUAGCUUCACAAGGAUCUUGAAGACUUGGAUAAAAUAGACGUCUUUCCUCCCAUUUGGGAUGAUGAUGAUGAUGAUGAUGAUGAUGAAUACUGUAGCCAUUGCUGCUGCCGAGGAGUAGUGGGAGUUUAAGCACAGGGCUUCAUUAUGUGCGUUUGUAUUUGUAUUGUUUUUGCAUUAUGUCUCUUGUUUGAUGUAUUUAACCCUUUAGUGUCAAGUUACAAAAAUGUUAGAGCUAUCAAGAAAUAAGAAAUGCUCAACAACAAAAUUCAGAUGUAUCGAACCGAAUAAAUAUAUGGUGUCUCCAUUUUUGCUGUACUGUAUAGAAUAUAGACAGAAAUUUUAUGUCAUAGAUCCCAACAUUUAUUUGGCUGUGUAGGAUUUGCUCAAUGGUGAAAAUACCAUUUCUAAUACCAAUCUAAUAGAAAGUAUGAUUCAUCAAACCAGGCAAUCUUCUUCCAGUGGUCCAUUUCAGAUGCUCAUGUCCCUGUUGAAAGAGCUUUUGAUGGUGGACAGGGGUGAUUAUGAGCACUCUGACCAGACUUUGGCUACGUAGCCUUAUACACAACAAACUGUGAUGCAUUGUGUGUUUUGACACCUUUUUAUCAUAGCCAGCAUUGUGUUUUCCAUCAAUUUGAGAAACAGCAGCCCUACUCGUAAAUCAAUAAAUAUUAUAUAUAAUGGUUUUGACUGACUAUGUGAAAAACUUAUAGUUGUGUUAAUUAUACAAAAUGAAGAAGGGGCACAUAAGGGUGGCCAAAAGGUAGAACCCCUUCUGUUUAACUCCUGUUAACAUUUUAACAGUUUUUGUGUGCAGGAGGGUAGCUAUUCCUGCUGAUGCUUUGUGAGGCUGAUGGUAGUGUGGAUCUGGAAUCGUCUCCCCUUGAUCCUUCCCACUCCUCUCCUGUACUGCCUCCUCUCCCUUCCACGCAGCUUCCUCUGGAAGCAAGUGACAUAAUGUCACUUCCAUCUGGCAUUGCCGAUAAUACAGGGGCUCGGUCGCACUGUUAAAGGGCCACGGCAUGUCACCAUACCCUGAUAAGGUGUUAAACCCUAUGACAGUUAGCUGGGCCAGUUGAAAGAUGCACAAAGCUGAUAAAGCUAAAGUAGAAUGAGAAUGUCUGCCUUAGCAAUGUAGAAUUGUUCAUAUCUGAUUUGUUUACUAUCGAUAUAUGUACAGGAUUUGUGAGGUAUAUAUUUAGAAAAUCAUGCAUGAAGCAUAGAAUGCUUUCGUAUAACAAUUUUGUGUUUCCCUGUGGUUUCUGGAUAUGGUUGUAUAUGUAUUGAUAUAUGUAUAUUACCAUUGCUAUUUAUUAGUCUAAUUAGAGCUAUAUGUUCAGUAAAUCACCAAACACAUUUUCAUAACAAUCUCGGUGACUCCAUAUGGUUAUAAAGAUAACAAGAAUAACUGUAAACAGAGCAAGAUCCAUGAAAGCGGUUUUGUAAUUUAGAAAGGAUUCGGCCUGUAUACUGUAUACUGUACACUGUACAAGUAGGAGAAAGUUAGUACAUCUUUAGAAAUGUAAACACACACAUACGAUAAGCAAGCAUGUUUUCUUGCCAUCAUUAACUGCUUGAAAUCGAAUGUUCGCAGUAUUUUCUGUAUAGAUGUUUUUUAUGCAUUCAGAAUAAAGCUCGUUAGAGCACAACUGAGUCAGCAAGAAGUCUGUUUGUGGUAAUUAUUUUCAAUCUACACACUGGGAGCAACACAAACUGUUUGAUCCUUUACUGGGUGUCACGAUUACUAUAUGACCCAACGCGCAGAACUAUUUAGAAUGGCCGGACUUAAGGUAAAUAAAGAAUGGUCGAAAUACUAACCAAGGUCAGGGACACAGAAAGAGACACAAUGAGGAAACAAGCCAAGAGUCAAGGAUACCAGAAAUACAGGAAAGUCAAAAAUACAAGUCAAAGUCACACACCAAAAAGAAUUAGAAUAGGAAUGCACUCUCUGUUAACCAACUAGUGGAAACCACGACCGGGCACUGACCAAAUGCUAUUUUGAGUUUAAUUAACCCUCCUAAGGAUAUGAUUGGUUGUACAUAGCCUUUGACCCCAAAACGUGCGUGUGCAGAGUUUGUGUGCCGUCACACGCACGUCAACACCAUCUUUGUUGAGGACGGAGGCGGGGCUACAUAGUUUCGUGGGACCGCAGCGGCCAGCGUUCAUUAGAACGCCGCACCGGUGAGGGAUCGCUCCACAAGGGUGCUGAAUGGCAAGCUGACUUGCCUUAGGUAUGUUUUUUUAUUAUUUUACCAGCAUGACCACAGCGAUCGGAUGCGGCCACGCUGUAUGGAGGCGCAGGGGACAUGACACUGGGGAUGGCUCAAGGGCACUCCUAGCACCACAAGUACCACAGUGAGUUGUAGUGUUUAUGGUAUAUAGAAUGCAUCUUUAAGUGUUACCAGGUCAUUUCCUAUGUUUUUUUCAAUCAAAAGCAACAGGGAGUGUAAAUGGGGUCCUAAGAACACAACUGUCUAUGGAUGUUUUUAAACUGACAGAGUUAACACAAACCCUAUACGCAGUUCUAUGUUUAGGGGCUUGCUGAGCAUAAACGUGAUUCUAUGUCGCACAUAAUUAUAUGUUUUUAACAAGCCUAACUUUCAGUAAUUGUGAAUGUUAAGCAACAUGUAUGUGUGUGUGUAUGUUAUAUAUAUAUACACACACACACAUCACACUUUCUCUUUACAAGGCAUGUAGACACAUUUGUGUGUUUUAUUCUUUAAAGGGACACUAUAUUCACCAGAACAACUACAGCUUUUUGAAUUUGUUCUGGUGAGUAGAAUCAUUCCCUUCAGGCUUUUUGCUGUAAACACUGUCUUUUCAGAGAAAAUGCAGUGUUUACAUUACAAUGGUUUGUGUUCCUGACCCUGUAGUGAUCCUUUAACCCCUUAAGGACACAUGACAUGUGUGACAUGUCAUGAUUCCCUUUUAUUCCAGAAGUUUGGUCCUUAAAGGGGUUAAAGAAAGCAAACUACAUGCCAAAUCAGUAAAUUGGAAGCGGCACCUACUGGAAAACACAUUUUACACAGAAUACAUUUGCUAUGUAAAUUAUUUUUCAAGCUCUGAGCUGGCCCUGGUGUCACCCGGCGGGCUGGCUGGCGGGCGCACGAGGGAGCACUCUCCCAUGUGUGCUCCCUCGCGCACCGCAUUGAUACCGGUGCUGGAAGAUGACGUCAUCUUCCGGCUCCGGUAUCAGUAAGCGGCGCUCAAGGGAGCUGAACAGGAAGCACUCAUGGGAGAGUGUUCCCUCGCGCGCCCGCCUGCCGGCCCGCCGGGUGACAUCACAGCAACACCACUGGACCCCAGGGAAUCCCCUCAGCUCUCCCAAACGUAGGGAGGCUGGGGGAUUAAAUUUAAAAAAAAAUGUGUGUGAGUGUGUGUGUGUUAGAGUGUGUUAGUGUUAGAGAGUGUGUGUGUGUGUGUGUGUUAGUAUUAGAGUGUGCGUGUGUUAGUGUUAGAGUGUGUGUGUGUGUGUUAGUGUGUGUUAGAGUGUGUUAGUGUUAGAGUGUGUGUGUGUUAGUGUUAGAGUGUGUGUGUGUUAGUGUGUGUGUGUUAGUGUUAGUGUGUGUCAAUUAGUGUGUUACUGUGAGUGUCUGUCCAUCAGUGAGUGUGUAUGUAUGUCUGUCACUGAGUGUAUGUCUGUCAGUAAAUGUGUGUGUCUGUUAGCUAGUGUGUAUGCGUCUGUUCAUGAGAGUGAGUGUGUGUGUCUUAAGCACUUACCUUUCUCCAGCGCCGGACUCCCUUGGCGCUGGGGAUCUCUCCACCCCGAUCCGCCUCUCAGCUCCAAAUGCGCAUGCAUGGCAAGAGCCGCGCGCGUAUUCAAACCGCCCAUAGGAAAGCAUUACUCAAUGCUUUCCUAUGGACGUUCAGCGUCUUCUCACUGUGAUUUUCACAGUGAGAAUCGCAGAAGCUCCUCUAGCGGCUGUCAAUGAGACAGCUACUAGAGGCUGGAUUAACCCUCAGUGAAACAUAGCAGUUUCUUUGAAACUGCUGUUUUCAGCUGCAGGGUUAAAACUAGAGGGACCUGGCAGCCAGACCACUUCAUUGAGCUGAUGUGAUCUGGGUGUCUGUAGUGGUCCUUUAAGUGUAUGUGUAUCUGCAUGCACUGGCGUACAUACCUCGGUCGCAGGGGUUGCAGGGCUACUAUAUAUAAGCCAGUAAGGCUUACUGGCUUAUAUAUAGUAGCCUGACAACACAACCAAUAAAGAUUUAUUCCCAAAUAUAAAGAAUUAUUGUGAAUUUGUAUUUUGUUUAACAUAUGUAGAUGUGCAAUAAGAAUUAAACAUUCAAUUUGCAUGUUUACAUUUUCUAAAGGCUGAUGAUGUGAUGCCUGGGGAUUUGAACCAAAAGCAAAAAUUAAAAGCUAUAUUUUCUAAUAUUUAUUGCUGAAGUGUUUAUUUUUAUUAAGAAUAUUGAACUAUUUAUAUAUAUUUUACCAUUCUGAGUUCAGGACUGCUCUGGAAUGAAGAUAGACUCAUUUUUUUGAUGAAAGCAGGAAGGACUAGAGACAGGUUAUAAGAUGUGGAGGUCAGGAGGUUUUGCUAUAAUGUUAAAAUAAUAAAUAGUUAUUGGAAGCGGCAAGGACAGGUGUGUUUUACAUAGCACUAAAGAAACAAAAUUAUUUGCAUCAAAGGGCACAUCAAUUUCAUAUCUAAAUUAAGCCCUGGAAAUUAUUGUAGCAGAAAGACUUCAACCAUCUAGAAAUAAACUGAGAGACAGUGAGCAAAAUUCUGGAUAGUAGCAAACGUCCAAGCAGAGCAAUGUAAGACACAAGGUGACUUGGACAAAAGUCUAGGGCCGAUGGCAACCUGGGAAUCCAAACAGCAGAGUUAAUGAAAUGGAAGUGAAAGACAUGGAGGGUUAUUCACUAAAUUGAAAAUUUAAAUAUAUUUACAAUUCAAGGUAAAAAAAGAACUGAACUGGAAACAUUCUUUAAAUCAGCUAUGCUUCCUUUUUGGCUACUUCCCCAUCAAUUCACGGUCACUACGUACAUCCAGAGAAUCAGGAAGGGAGGAAAGGGGCAUCUCAAUGAAGUAAGUCAAGACAGAUUUACACAACAGUUGUGAAUUUACUCAACUGAUAGUACUAGAAUAUUUAGCAAUUUGAGUCCAUCAGUGGCAACAUUAUUAAGUGUUCUUGCAUGGCAAGACCACUUACUAUUAUCUCACAAAUAUAUUAUUAUUCUUAUUAUAGCCAAAUUUAUAAUCCUAACUCCUCCCACAGUUUUUACACUACAUAGACAGUAAUAUACCGAAACGUGCGUAUUGUUCCCAAUUGGUGUGCUAUUACGUUAUGGAACGUUUCGCCAAAUGGUUCAAGAAAUAUCGUCAUUUUUGUGGCAAAAUUGGUUCCAUGGGAAUGAAUGGCAGAAUGUUCAAAACUAGAGUGGGAGCUGACAAAAGCUGAAAAAUCAUGACAUGAUUUCUAAACUGCCACCACUCCCUCAUUUUCAAGCCCACCUACACAAAUCUUAUAUCAAAACUUUCAGCUAUCCCUGCUGCCACUAAUGUCCACGGCUAAGCCAUAGUCCUGAUAGUUUUUACAAUAUGACCAUUUGUUUGCAACUCACACCGUCCAUUGACAUUCAUUGAAACUCCACUCUAGUCACCUCAAAUUUGAAGGGAAAUUUCUAAACUGCGACUAUGCCUUCAUUUUUAAUAUUUCAGAGACAUACUAUGCAUCAAAAUGUAGAUCUGUGUCUUGUGAUUCUCACAAUAUAAAGCUCUUCGCUGUAGGAUUUAUAGUUUUUAAAACUACGACCGUUUGAAGAUGGCAACCACCAGUGAAGUGAGCAAUUUGGAACAGUUUGUUUUUAACUGCUCUUCUCUGCCCUUGCUGUAGAGUGAGUUGCCAAAGGAACCAAGGUGUGUGAGCAGCCAGCAGAGUGUUCCGGAACACAGAGGCUGCUAGAUGAAAAACUUUCUCUAAACUGCUGUCAUUCCUACAGUUUUGAUAACACAAAAGUGAGCACUAUCACAUUUAAUAAAUAUAUUUCCAUGUUAGUCAAUUUGUUAUACCUGUAACAGAAAAACAGUAACAUACAGGGGGCGGAGCCUAGCACCAAAACGGAGCGGUAGUGCUGCACCUCGGCUCCUGCUCAAAACGGCACAAAUUGGGGAAUUAACCCCCCAAAAAUGGCACAAGAGCAUGCAGGAGAGGAGCCAUUAAGUUUGGCACCUUGGGUGCCAAAAUUAAACGUGUAACCCACCGAGACCCUGCAUUACCACCCAAGGCCUACCAGAGAUCGGGCAGUGGAGAGACAGCCGCUCACCACGCUGCGGACCUGAGUAUGGACUUCCAGGGGUUCCCAACUCCUACCCCUCCCUUUGGACUGAUGGGGGUCAUCCAUGGGCAAUCGGAGAGACAGACGCAGCCUGAAACCGCAGAUCACAGAAAAGCAACAGAAGGGUUACCAAGCACAUGGCCUGCUUAAGAUGGCGGCGACAAGCGAGAGAAACCACACACAAAGGACAGAGAAAUGCAGCGACAUUCAGCAGCGACUGGAUGCAGCCUUUGACCAAUUCGGGACCAAGCUAUGGGACCUGAUGCAAACGCCUCAGGUAAAAUCGCAAGCACCGCCACCUCAGGGCGUGCGGAACCAAGGGCACAGGGAGCAGAAAGACACAACUUUGAAAUACACGAGAACGAAAGGGCGGCAUGUAGGUGAGCCACAACACGCACCACCCGACGCCAUACACCCCAAGCAACACUAAGCCUCACUGAGAACCCACACCCAUAAGCGCCCCAGACAAACUUCCCGGGUCCCCCGCCCGCACAAGGGCAAUAGACGCCCAACCGCACAAAAACAAGCUCCCUAUCCAGGUGCCCGGAGAGCAUGGCGCCUACACAAAUCCGCCUACUCACCUCAUCAUGGCCUCACCACAACCCGACCGGCCAGAGAAAGACCCCUUGCGACUAACUCACCAUGGAAGAAGAAACACGCACCACAGAGCCAACCACAGGCACCGAAAAGACCCAGGGGCUCAGACCCGAGCCGGAGACUAAAAUACCUGACACUGGUGCAUCAAUGCAGAGAACUCCGGGUCUGGCAGCACACACGCACUCUUAAAGGAGCACUCUCGGCCUGGAGCGGCGGCCUGCCAGCCGUGGGUAUCAACUGACCAACUUACAAUACAGAAUGGCAGGGAGGCACUAUGGCUCAACAGUCAGUCAGUCGACCUGUGAAACUAGCUAAAAAUGAGUCAAUAUAAUCUAAGGGCCUGAGACUCUUAAGCUAGAUAUGUAUGCAUUGUUUAAUUCAGUAAAGGAAGCAGCCUAGAACUUAGAUAUGUUUUUAUAUUUAGAACGUCAUUGAUGCAUAGCACUUGACGGGCUCUAAAAGACGGCUAGCAGGUUAUAACCUUUACCACUUACUCUAGCAGACCUGGUGAGAUUUUGCUAUACGUAAUACGACCUGUGGCCAUUUAAGUCAUGUUAAAGUUUACAUGUUUCAACUUCCCUGCCCCCAUGGCCAGCGGUACACUUAAGUAUCUCAGCAUGUUAUUCAAAGCUGCUAACAGCUCGACAAAUGCCUUCUCUGACCAACCCCUGAUGUUAUUCUUUGUGAAACAGCGAUAGUGGGGUUUCAUUGGCGGAGUUUAAGUUGUAUGUGUUCAUCAGUAUGCAUAACACGAAGGCCAAUGUAAACAACGUUAAGCAUUGAUUAAUCUAUUUUAUUUUCUUCUAGUUAAUCAUAUUUCACUCUAGUUAAUCAUAUUUUGACAACAUAACCAUUUGGUUCAGCACGAUAUAAAAUACAAAAAUGUGCAAAUUACUAUGCCACUACCAAACUACUGUCAAUCUUGAAAUACGCUGUUGUGGCGUCCGUUGAUAUCCUGUAAUCACCUGCACAACCAAAAUAAAGAAUAAUAAAAAAAUAAAAAAAACAGUAACAUACAAUGUUACAACUAUACAGCUAAUCAAUGUUUCAUAAAGUUACUCUGCCCAGUCCAACCUUUCCACAGUUACUCCAGCCACUCCAACCACACAACAGUUACUCAAGCCACUCCACCCAGUUACUCCGCCCACUCCAGUUAUAGACUACUGGUGGAGACAAGAACACUUCACACAAUUUCCCCAGAAAUUGUAGCUUUUCUAGUUAAAUAUAUUGUAGCUUUGGGACCCUUUUGUUACAAAGUUUCUUUGCUGUAGCAACUGGAUCUGGCUCAUUUAAUCUAUAGAAGCUUUGCACAGCCUACAGAUCCUUUCUAUAGAAGGCAGUGAACCUUUUUUGGACUUUUUCAUAAGAUUUAUAGUUAUUUACUGCCUUUGUAUAUGAUUGUAUAAGUCACUCAGUUGUACUCUAGCACUUUGUUCAUGACUGCUUCAUUCUGUUUUAUUGAGAGAGGUUAUUUUUUGUGUUUUAGCUUUUUAUUUAAAAAUUUAUGUAAUUCAUGUUUUUAAGCCAAUGUUUGAUAUCAGAUCCUGGUUGAUAAUCAGGUUUUUCACUCUGGAUUUAUUCUCAAACAGACUAGACUGAUUAUUAUAUUUCAUUUUUGUAGAGUGCCUGCAUAUUCCACUGAGCUGCACAAUAUAAAAUGGGUGAUGGAAAAGUUAAUGUUAUACAAAUGUUGCAAAAAUAUAAAAUACACAGUUACAUUAUUCCGGACAGGCAGGGAAUCAUUGAAAAGACUGGCUGAGUGGAAAAAAAGAUGAAUGAUGAGUGUUGUUUCUGGUGUUAAAAACUGACAUAUCUGAAGAUGGUCUUUAGGUGAAAGUAGUAGAAUAGGAGCAAUUGAUUGAAUAUCGGGCUGGAAGGAGAGACCAAAAUCAAUAAUACAAGGCUUGGGUGGGUGAUAAGAUUGUGACAUUAUUUAUUUAUUUUAUUAUUAUUUUGUUAUUCACAUUUGUAUUAUGAAUGAGAAAUGGCAUGUACAAUUGUGGCGAAAGUGACCUCGUCACUGUUUUUUGGAGGGGACUACUUGCCAACCUUUUGCCCUGUGACUAUGGCCCCUUUAAUUUUGUUUUUGUAUUUUUAGCCGCUGAAAACACUCUGUGGGUACUUCCAAUACUCCGCCAUAGAACAGUAGACACCAGAAAAAAAAACAAAUAACUUGAGGUCUGGUUGGAGUUUCCACCUUCCAAGCCUCUAGUUAGAGUGCAGCGCUAUAUAAAUCUAUACAAAGUGGAUAUGUGUAUUUAUAUAUAUAUAUAUGUAUAUGUAACUCACCCCUCUUAAUCGACUUGUUAGGGGGUGUACAUAAAAGACAAAAAAAGGAGAGAUACACAGAAUAAUCGUGCAAUAUUGUUUAUACACAGUGUUUAAUAUUUUUUGUGAGUUUGGAUUUUACUCACAUUUUUUAGAGCCUUUUAAGAUUUUAGGCUCUAAACUUCCAGGCUUCCGUGUCUUUAAGGUAGACAGCUUAACCCCUUUAUCGUUUAGAUUCUUGCCUAUAUUCCUCUCCCCAAUAUGGAGAUUAGAAAAGAGAGAAAAAGGGACUCUAGGUGUAGUAUUUUAGAGAAAUCCUCUUUAAAUAAUAUAUAGAUGUUUAAAAAGGGUGCUCACCUUUUUUAGAGCUCUUGUAAGAGCUGUUCCUGCUAUGCUCUCUGAAGGAUGAAAGGUUCACCAACGGAACCUGGAGCCUUGUCGUAGGUCCAGGGUGGGUAGGAGACGACGAGACCCCAACCAAGCUGCGGCGGAUUGUGGGGUGUGCAGUACUUAUGGUGUCUGGAGAAGUGCUUGGAGCCUUCGGUAAGAACUAGGAGCAUCAGUCAGUGGAGGUACCCAACCGGGGUACAGGAAGCUCUAUUACAACAAUGCAUGGAAAAAUUCCAAUACAAAGAAAACAAAAUAUUUGCAAUCAAUACGACAACCUUUUCUUAAGAAUUUAAGUUAAAAUGGAAAAAAUAUAUGGUUAUAGGGGAACUUAAAGGGACACUCUGGGCACGAAUAUAACGUUAAUGCAUUUGAUACAUUUUGGCUUAAUUAAUAUGCUGUCCUGAACUUCCCAUUUCCUUAAAUUCACUGUUCAGUAAAUAGUAUCCCUCACCAGUGAAUUCCUGCGGUGCAUUACAUAAUGUACUGUGAUAUUUAAUACAGGGCCUUGUUGCAGAAAUUGCACAAUAACAAUAAUCUUUACAUAACAACACUACUCACAGCACAACAUGCCCAUGGGACACUGUGCGCACUCUGUACACACAAACCCGGAAGCCAGCAGCCAGAGCGAGGCUUGGAACGCACAGCUCCCGGUGACGUAGCACGCAGGGCCCUGCUGUUUGUUCGGCUCUGCUCAGGGGAGAGAGUGAGGAUACCCACAGGGGAGCAUAGUGUCCUACCGGCAGCCGCUGGGAGAAGGAGGUGAGGAGCAGGACUGGAGCCUGUGUGAGGGAGGGAAUGGCUGUCUGUGUAUAGUACGGGGAGAGGAGGGCGGCUGGCUGCCUGUCUGCCCCAUUGCUGGGCGCCGGGAAACUGUCAGUGACAGGGCUGACAUGCUGGGCUUGCCAGAGCCACCAUGGUUUCCAUGAUAAUCCUCACUUGCACACAUUGGGGGAGGAUACAGAGUGCCCUCUUGUAUGUAGAAUUCAAACUCUGCACAUAGGAAAUCAACUUAUUGAGGAACGUUGCAGCCUAUGAAUGCUGCAUACAGCCUAUGAAUGCUGCAUACAGCCUAUGAAUGCUGCAUACAGCCUAUGAAUGCUGCAUACAGCCUAUGAAUGCUGCAUACAGCCUAUGAAUGCUGCAUACAGCCUAUGAAUGCUGCAUACAACAGGGCAGGACUUUUCAUGUGCUGACUAUCAAUAUGUGUCCAGGGUUAUGUGAGGGAUAUGGCAAUCUUAAUUAGCAUGCAAUAUAUAUAUAUAUAUUAUACAACCAAGAGAUUCACGGAGGCAAUUGAGGUCUGACAAUACAAGGACGUGAUGAUAAAUCCUUUGUACAGCGCUACGGAAUUUGCUGUCGCUAGAUAAAAUAAUAUUAAUAAUGAACAGCGGGUAUACAUUGCUAAUAAUUGAUUUAAAAAAAAAAAAAAAAAGGCAUCCACGUUUUCUGUAAGGUUGUACAGCGAGUUAUCGGUUUCACAUGAUGCUCAGCCACUGAGCUGAGAUUCCACAAGGAGAUUCAGGGUGGCGAUUGAAGCCCAGGCCAGGCCUGACGAUACAAGGACGUAGAGAUAAAUGAUCAGCGGGUAUACGUUGCUAAUAAUUAAAAAUAAAUAAAUAAAAAGGCUCCAUCAUAUUCUGUAGCAUUGUACAGGGUCUUAUCGCUCCCACUUCAACCAUUUCCCUUGAUGCUCCGCCACUGAGAGUCAUAUUAUAUUGUAGUUCACAACUACUACAGUGUCAAAGUUAUCCAUAAAUGUUCUGUAAAGAAAUGGUGUCAUGCGCAAUAUGACAUAGCGGAUUUCUUGCCACUCUACAAAUUGUGCUGGGCUAUGCCUCUCUGCUCUGGUUCCAGUGUUAUAUCAUCCUGUGUAUGUUACAUGUCAUACAGUCUUAAGAGCAUAACACAUUUGUUCUCCUUAGGAUAAAAUUAUAUAUCAAAUUUAAGUGGUGACCCAGCUUGACAUAAUGUUUAUUAUAAAAAUGUUUUUUAUAAACACAGACCUUAAAUCAAAUGGAGGAGCAGAAUAAAAAGCACAAAGGAAAAAAACCAAUCUGUGUUUGUCUAUGUAAUUUUUUAGUUUAAUUUGUUUGUGCUUUAUAUUUUAAUCCUCAUUUUAUCCUGGACUGUCACUGAUUUUAAAUAUUUUAAAAUGUUAGGUGGGUUAAUUGUAGGUAUAUCUUUAGCCUGAAGGAGUAUCUGUACAUUGUUUUAUUAAGUUUGUUGGCUGAUUCCAUGUUAACAAUACACAAUAAUGUGUUCUAACACCCUGUUGUUGGCCAGUGAUCUUUUCUGUUUAUUUGCUAUCAUACUAACACUGUUCAUGGCAAUUUUUUACAUUUUUAUUCUGUAUUGAUUAUUUUCUCAGUUAAGACGCAGAUUAACAUCAUUUGGGUUUAUUCACUGAAGUGAGAGUUGCAGGGAAGUGCGAGUUCAAAGUGAAUUUCAGAAUUUAGACCCCCAAAAAAGUAAUUUCUGGUUUUGGUUUGGCUAUUUUGACCUUAAAUUUUCAAUUCACUUUGCAUUCCCAACAGGUCUCAAUAACAGUUCAUUGAUUUUUACAAUUUAUUUUUCUUAAUUGCGAAAUACUCACAUAAAAUCAUUAUUGUUUUAAAUAGUGAUUUUGUUGAGCUUUGUAUUGUUUUAUGCAUGUAGUUGCAUUCUCCUCUAAAACCACAAUAUAUAUUAGGGAUCGACCGAUUAUCUGCCGAUAUUCCAAUUUAAAAAAAAUUUUUUUUGUAAGUAUCGGUAUCAGCCGAUAAUCACUGGCAAUACCAAUAAUGAAUGAGUGGGCUGGCACGUCCAUAAGACUGCACAAGCGGCCGCCUUAGGGUGCACCAACAGAGGGUUGCUAGAUCAGAGGGACCGGCAGGAGGUGGUAAGGAACACUAUGGGGGGGAGGGGUGGUGGUAAGGAACACUAUGGGGGGGAGGGGUGGUGGUAAGGAACACUAUGGGACAGGGAAGGGGGAGUGAAGGGACAUUAAGGGAGGACACUAAGGUACAGGGGAGGGAAGGGAAAAUGAACACUGGGGUAGGAGGGGGACCACUAAAAGAGAAGGGAGAGGAACAGGGGGCACUAAGAGACAGGUAAGGGGAGGGGAGUUCCUACUGCACAUAUUUACACACACACACACACGCUGCAAACACUACACAAAAAAAAAUACAGAAAACAAAUCUGACGGGCAUGUAAGUGUUGUGCAUUUACCACUUAAUAAAAAAAAAAAAAUUAGCAAAAAAAAAAACAUGUUACAGAAUACCGGUAAGCUAUCGACCUAAAAGUUCACAAAUUAUCGGUAUCUGCUCAAAAAAAAAUCAAUAUCCGUUGAUCCCUAAUAAAAAAAUAUAUAUAUAUUUAAUAACCUGGGUAAGUUAAGGGAAUAUUGAGGGUAUAUAUUCUUAUGGAUUUGAUUUGCAAGCUCAUCCUGAUGAAAGUCUGUGAUACAGACUGAAACGUUGAUUUUUAUUUUGAGCUAAUAAAAGCUAAGUUUUAUUCAUUCAACUUGGAAGUCCCUGGAGUGCUAUCUUGUACUUUUGGCUGUAUCUGUUUGCUGAUAAGCACCGGGCAAGUACAUCAAGGAAGGUGGAGUGCAUUACUAUUUUUGUUAUAUAAAACUUUGCAGUGUUUUUUUAAACAAAUUGUGCUAUUUUAAGGGUUACCUUGGUCUCACUGAGUUAUUUAUAGGUGUGUGCGGUUGCGUGUGCUUUUGGUUUCAUUUCCAUAACGUUUAUUCACCAUUGAGUGGCAAGGUCCUGUUCACUGACUCAUUGACCAAUGCUAAAAUCACAUAUACAGUGUAAAGGCCAUACAAUAACUUUUUUGUCUCACUUUAUGACUGAUCUAAGAAAUAAUUGCAAUUGUCAUGAUUACAGUGCAGUUAUAGCAGGAUCUUCUGUAGUGGCACACAUUUUAUUUAUGUUUUAUUGUUUGUUUUUUAACUUUUGUUGAGGAAUUAUUUCCUAUUGUUAAGAAUUCAUAUUGGUGAUCAGGUAAAGUGUCGUUGCUUUACUCACAUUCAUGCUGACUAUUUCUUAUGAAUCAUGUCAACCACGAGCCACCCAUUCCCAGUUUAGAUUAUAUCGUACUAAAAAUACAUGUAUUGUAUCCCCAUGUUAUUACACAGUUUUGACAAAUCCAGGAUGCAGAGAGCAAUGACUCAGAAAAAUGUUUGUACAUUUUAGAGCAUUUUACAUUUACUUUAGGAAUGUAAAAAUACUAGUUUGAGUACAGAGCUAUUUGUUCUAGACAAGCUAGUUUUCAGUCUGUUGUAACACAACGUUUGUUGUUGAACAAUUUGACAAACUAACCAGAAUAAAAGAUUAGAAAAAAAGUAAUUCACAAAAGUAAAUUGGGUGAGCCAAAAUAGGGGCAGUUGAAACCUUUUUGGGUUUUUCAUCAAAGGCAUCCAGGUGUAUUAAAUGAUAUGCAAGUUUAUUAAUCAUGCACAUUGGAGCUAAAACCAUAAUGCUUGGUAAAUUGACAUAAUUUUAAAAAUGGAUAGUGUGUAGUUAGAACAAUACAAGAGAUGGAGAUUAACUUUUUAUCUGAUAUAUUUUUAUUUUUAAUUGGGGGGAGAGGGGGAGCUGACUAUAUUUUGCAAUAUGGAUUGUCUGCUAAAACCACAGUAAAAAGACACAGUAUACACCCUUCUAAUAUGUAAACAUAGAUAGUAAAGUCCGGCAUAGACGAAACAUAAAAAACGUGAAUGAGGGUACCAAUGGCUACAACAUUUGAAAAGCAAAUCACUCCAGAUGUAAUAAUGGCAGAAAAGUCAGGAGUCCAUGGAGUUUACCAUAAAAUUCUUUAUUCAACCCUGUAGAGUUACAUUUAAGAUGUUGAAAUGAUUUUUGAAUGAAACACGUAAAAUUGCGAUAUUUUGCUGAUCCUUUUCACUACUCUCCGUCACAGUGGUGCUUUGCUACUUGGUAUUUUGAUAUAAUUUUUUUUUAUUUUUUUUUAAAUGUAAUCCUAUGGGUGCGAAUAAAAAAUGACACAUUUUUAUGGUAAACUCUGUGGCCGCCUACAUUUUCUGCCAUGUCUCCUCGACUCAUCAGAACAUUCUUUCUAACUUUCAUAAAUUAUUUAUUGCGUCAUCCUUAAUGAUGCAAGUUCCAACUAAAGGCUUGUUUAUGCUUCUCCCUUCACAUUUGAAUUGAAGCAAUCCAUGUUUGUUGAUCUGCCACUAGGCUAUAACCCCACUACAGUGUAUGAUAAACGUAGCUGCCAGAUAUCUCCAUUUACACACUAUUUUGUACAAAUAACACCUUGCUGGUACAUUGUCUUCUUCUAUUGGUUUAGUAUUGAAUUUACCCUCCUGUGAACUUAAUUUAACACCUAUCCCAUAGAGCAGGGGUUGUCAACCUUUGGCACUCCGGGUGUUGUGGACUACGUCUUCCCCGAGGCUUUGACAGCAUUGUAGGAGAUUGAGUUCAUAACAUCUGGAAAGCCGAAGGUUUCCUACCCCUACUUUAGAUGAUUUUUAAAGAAAGCAACAUCCUUUCAUAAUGCUAUGCAUAGUCCUACUAGGCUUUUAUACUCUUGUCCUGUAAGAAGUCCCUAAAACUGAUCUAUUUGGGAAGGCUUACAAGACAAGUCUUCUAUACCCCUCCAUCUCUGCCUCACCUCCCACAACCGGCCCUUCCAUAAUCCAUUUUCACCCCAUCUCACCAUACUUUCCACUUUACAGUUGCACUGCAUAUCUCAUGACUUUUAUCCAUAUGUUUAUUCAGGUAUGGACAUCUUACAUGGUGAUUUCUCUUCCUUUUUUUAGAUGUUUCUAUUUAUGUCUUGGUUCAUACUUUAGUUUCCCUAGAUUACAAGCAGAGCCCUCCUCGUGUUUCAUUUAUGUUCAUCUUAACUUUUGUCACCCAUGUGUUUUCAUAUACCCGUUAUACAGAGCCUUUGAAUAUAUUGGUAUUAAAUAAAUAGAGCUUUUAAUUAUUCAUUUGCUUGACUAGUGUUAUAUUUUGAUAUUGCUACAUCCAGCACCCACUAUAUCUCUCUUAAUAUUCUCAAUAAUGUAAGGUAGUGCAAGCUGCUUUAAGUUACUGCAACUGUCAGAGGUCGUGGGGGACUUAUAUUAUGCACAUAUCAUACAACCACUUGUUACAGGCACGUCAUGAGUAUAAUGAUGGAAUUUCAGUGAAAUAACAGCACAGUCAAGAGAUCUACUGAGACAAAGUAGGGACUAUUUUGUCUCAGUAGUUGUCCUACGCCUGACACUUCUUUCUAGACACUGGAUGGGACUGCAGCCACCCAGAAGUGUCAUUUCCCCAGCAAGUAUUUAGCUAUGGAGGAUCCCGCUGUGUCACAGGAUCUUCCAUAGACUUCAUUGCUUUACUCAUGAGCGAGAGUUCACCAGUAAUGUCGCUUCCUGGUGCUUAAGUAGAAGAGGAUCGGCUGGAAGAAGACCGAAAAAAGGUGGACUAAAACAUUCUUCUUUAGAAACAAUAAAAACGUAUCACCACAAAGUGAAUGUGUUUAGUGAAUACAAAGUAUGAAUUAUACUUAUCUUAACAAUAAAUGAAACAGCCUCCCCAGGUCAUUACCCAGACAGAAUGACCUUUACUCAGCAUUAUAGAAAAACCAAAAACGUUUGGGAUAUUGCUUUGAAAUCUAAAAAUAAGGAACAAAACAAAUAUAUAGUGUAAUACAGUUUGGUAAGCAAUUAUGCGCUCAAUGAAAUGCACUCACAGGAUAUGAAUGGUAAUAGCGCUCAAGGGUGCCUCUCCCGAUAUUGUUGGGGGGCUCUCUUUCUCCCUCCUGUUGAUCUGGUAGGGUGGAUGUAAAACAGGACUUCAGUAGGUGGUUAAAAAAAGGUCAGCAGCUUUAUUGGGAGGUGAACAAUCACCCAUAAAUGAUAAAAUAUAAACAGCAAAGGUCCUACGCGUUUCAUUCCAAGUACUGGAACUUCCUCAGGGACCAUACAAGUUAAAACCAAAUACAAAUAAUAACAAUAUGAAAGCAGCCUAUUUCCCACCACCCCCCACACCUAAUAAUCCCCUUAUAUAGGGCUACUCCCUGGGUCCAUUGGUGGAUCCAUGGGUGUUUCCAUUAUUCCUCUCUGUUAUUGGUGUGAUGGCCGGUCUUAUUCAGCUGUUGUAGUUUUCUUAUUUUCAUUUCAUCAUGAUCACCAUUGCUUGCAUCUGCGAUCAGCCGGAACCAGAAGUGCGGGCGACACAAUACUUCUGCGUUCCACAAUCUCAUGCGUUCCGAUGAGAUCACAUUUGCGAUCAGCCGAAACCGGAAGUGUAAAUGGCAUAACACUUCCGCGUUCCAAAUGAGAUGGUAUUAGGAUAUGUAGCUGUGGCCCCCUGUUGGUUGCCAGUAUAAUAAUAAACAGAUAGCAAUGUUUAUGAAAGAAACGAAGUGUGGUACAGAUCUAUUAAGAGGCUCAGCUUGCUGGACAGCUACCUGGUCCUUCAUUCACACUUUCUCAAAAUACUAAAUAGACAUAGAGACCUCUUAGGAUUCUGUUUUUGGGCGCAAGGUGCUUCAAGCAAUGCUAAAAUAACGGGGAUUGCUUGGUUAUCAGUGUUGUUGCGCAUUGCCUCUAAUUUGGAGGGGAAAAAACACAUUUUACUUAUUGUAAAUUUUAUUUUUCCUUAGGAUUAGAGGAAGUUCACGUUUCCCUUUCUACUUAAUAAAAAUGUUUGCAGUUACUUGGCUUGUAUAUUUUCUAGGGUUUCUAAGUUGGUUUGGGAAUAUUAUGCAGGCAUACCCCCACUUUUAAGAACACAAUGGGACCAGAGCAUUUAUGUAAAACGAAAAUUCACUUCCCAAUGCAUUGCAAUAGUCAUUUAUAGGCAUAACUAAUAUAAGAAAAUACAAUUAUUUUUUUUCUCUUCUGGUUUUCCUGCCACAUAGUUAAUUUUCUCUACAAAAAAAUGUGCUUUACAUACAGUAAGACUGCAAGGAUUGCUUUGAAAGCUGGAAGUAAGAUAUCAGUUUAAGCCAUAAAGCUGGAGGGUAAGAGGGGUGAAUUUGCAACUACUAGUCUCAAGGUGAAAACAGCCAGAGGGUUUUCUGGAAAAAAGUGCCUUAAAAAGAGAGACAAAGGCAAAAUUAUUCUCUUCUUUUAACCUGAAGAGCUGGGUAAUUAUUCAUAAUGAUUUGCUAUUGUAUUUACGCCGUUUUUAGUGAGUGUCACAAUAGUAAGUUCAAAAUAUUGCGAUAGUUGAUCACUUUGUAGGUUAAAGGAGCACAAUAGAGCCAGGAAAACAAACUUGUUUUCCUGAUACUAUGGGGUUAUUAGGUCCCCCAUUCCUUUAAGGCCCCCCUCCAGCUGGGCUGAAGGGGUUAAGACCCCUUUCAGCCACUUACCUUAAUCCAUUGCCGGGCUCCCUUGGAUGCUGGUGACCUCUCCUCCCCCGCCGACAUCAGCUCCCCAGUGGAACCGCAUGCACAUUCAAACCACCUAUAGGAAAGCAUUACUCAAUGCUUUCCUAUGGACGUCCAGCGUCACCUCAGUGUGAUUAUCACACUGAGAAUCGCGGAAGCAGUGUCUAGUGGCUGUCAGGUAGACAGCCACAAGAGGCUGGAUUAACCCUCAAUGUAAACAUAGCAGUUUCUCUGAAACUGAUAUGUUUACAGCUACAGGGUUAAAACUAGGGCGACCUGGCACCCAGACCACUUCAUUGAGCUGAAGUAGUCUGGGUGCCUAUAGUGGUCAUUUAAGGGUGGGUCAGGUGAAUUUGUUUUUAUAUAUUAUGAAUCUCGGGUUUACUUAUUAAAGUGUGACUUGUGGAGAAAGAAAGCAGGAACUAUGAGAGAAGAAAGUAUUAGUCCAAUUUAGCCGAACACAAAAGGUAUAGGCAGUUUUUCCUAAUAUGUGUAAGUACUCACCUUGCCAACUAGGGUAAAACAGCAGCCCACAUUAACAGUCCUCUGGAGCAAGGCCAGAGCAAGCAAGUCUCUGAGUAAACAUAUUGUCAUCAAUACAGUCAUGAUGGCUCCCAGUGAAUUCACAUGAGCAUGCGGGGGACUCGCGAGUGUACGUAAAGUGAUGGUUCGUAAAGCGGUGUAUGCCUGUAACUUGUUGGAAGGAGUCUUAGGAGGAGCUUAAUGUUUAAAGUUCUAGUGUGUUGCCUGCCUUUUCCUGCCAAGACAUAGUGGAUAUCCCUGUUGUUGUGCACUGCCUCUAAUCCUAAGGAAAAUAAACAAUAGUAAAUAAACAAUGGUAUGUAAAAAUGUUUUUGUAUACCAAGCCAGUUCAAGCCAGGCUUAGCCAGAGCAACCAUUGCAAUAAGAAGGAUUUAUAGAAAUAUAGUUUAAUUUCUGCUCUUUUCUGUGCUGACUGCCUGGUACAAGGGACAGAGUUUACAACCAUGAUUGGCAUGGAGGUACCCUGGGUUGUGGAUAUUUACAUUUAGUUUUAUUUUAUCACACCUCACAAACGCAUAUUAAAUAUAAGACGUUGAUGAGCAUAUUACUAUUAAAAAAAUUUUUUUUUUUUUUAAAGUGACGUUUCUUUAAAUAGAAUUUCACUCAUCGGAUUUCAUUGUUUAAUCUUGAUUGAAUGGAACACUGUGUAUUAAAUUUGUUAAUAAAAGUAAUGUUGUGCAGGCCACACCUAAAGAAUGUUCUGGCAUGGUUUGUUGCUUCUUGCAUAACAUGUUAUUUAUAAAAAGAGGAAUUAAAUACUACAUGACAAAUUAAAUUUCCUUCUACAAAAAACUAAAUGUUGUAAAUAUCUGGCGCUCCUGGACCAGAAUACACUUUUUUUUGUGAAGCGCACCUUUCAAUGUGUGUAUAUUUUUCGCAAUGACCAGUUAUGCAAUUAUGCUUGCUGCAUGUGGCAAGUUGGUUAUUCCAAUAUGGAAGAAGACCUUGCGAAGUCCUGCAUUUCCAGAUUCCAAUUUGGGCUCGCCUGUUGUUGCAUACUAAUGAGUCAGCAGGGAGUAUUCCCUAAACAUAGAAUUGUAUUGAAUUGAAAAUCGAAUUGCAGAGUUGAGGCUUAUGUAGACAAUCAUAGACCAUGUUUCUAGUUUCUUUUUUUGCUUCCAAUUUUAAAAUGUUUUGUUAAUUACUACAAUUCCUGCAUUAGUGAAUAUACUCCUAUAGUGUGACAUUCCUCUAUGUUGGAUAUAGAAUGCAGGCAGAUUUGUUUAUUAUUUAGUUUGGCUAAUGUCAUUGUUGACAUUUAUAAUUAUAUAACUUGGGGAUAGCUUAGGUAGUAGUUAAGUGUUCUGUUUGUUUUGUUUUUUUAACUUAUAUUACUUGGGCUUGCAUUGCAUCAGUUUAAUAUUUUUUUAAAUUUUACAAAUAAUAUUUUGUACAUGUUUAAUUUUUUUUAUUUUUUUUUUAAAUUACCAGCUCGUAAAUACACACUAUACAAAUGGAUUAUCUAUAUCACAAGACAGAUUUUUGUAUAUGUCUGUAAUUUACACUUCCUCCGCGUUGUGGUUUUUCAGCUGACCUCUUAGUUUCUAGUGCUGAUCAUGACAUAUAAGCAUCGAUUACUUGACUUAUAAAAUGGUCAGAUGCUAAAACAGGAAAUUGAUGUUUCAUCUUUAAUGUCUUCUGGACAUAUUUUCAACCAUGUUAAAAUAAAUAAAAAUGAACUAUUGGUAUUUUAAAUUUUUUUUUUUUUGUCAUACAAGGUCUAUUAAGCAACCCCCAUCCCCAAAAUGUUUAUUAAAAUUAGUAUUCGUACUUGACUAAAAUCCCUGGCUUUUUACUUUUAAUACCUAAAAAUGUCAGCUGAUCGUAGGAGUAUCCUAAGGGGAACUUGUUGAAUCAACUAAACAUUUUCCAUUCUUUCUCAAACAUUUCCUAGAGAGAGAUAAGAUUACUACCCCUUUUUUUUUUUUUUUUUUUCCCCUGUGGUCAAAUGGAACCUUAAAUAAUGGUUAAGUCUUUAACAGGAGUAUAGAUUAUUUUUGCUUUUUCUGCUAGUUUAUAAUUUUCAUUUAUUUAGAUUUAAAUUGCAGGUUGACCUUUUUCCCAAAUACUGUGCUUUAUUUAAAAUUUUGGAAAUGGCUGUGGCAAAAUUCCAUAAUUAUUAUUUUUUUUUUUUAUUCUCCCCUUUAGCCAUGUUUUCCACAAAUGAAGUUCUAAAUGUAUAACAUGAUUAGAACAUUUUAUUGUUUCAGCAAUGAGAUACAAAAAGAACCGAACAUUUAAAAAGACCUUAUAGGCACUCAGACCACUUUCUCAUUGAAGUGCACUGGGUGCAGUGUUCAUUUCCCUCUAACCCUGCAAUGUAAAAUAUAUUUAGGGAUCCUAGAACACGAUUUCCCUACACUGCCAUGGUAAACUAUUAUUCCAUGGAUUUCUGCAUGCUCUUAAUGUCUAUCUAUGGAAGAGACUAUUUUACACAAUUUACAACCAAACUUUUUUAUAUUUACCAAGUAGCCAUUUAAACUUGUCCAUUAAUGGUACCUUGUUCAAUAAAGUUGAUUGAAAAUGUAAAAUGUCCUUAAUAAAUAAAAUCUGUAUAAAAAAAAAAAAUACAUGUGAUCAUUAGAACGUAGUUGCUAUGGUGAGUUCUCUUCCCUACCAUAAAAGGUGCAGAAUGUGCUCUGCAAUUUUAUGCAAGUUUACAGUUCUUAUGAAAUUAUCUAGUUGUCCAAGUUGCAGCAGGAAACCGAAACCAUUCCCCUCUGGGAAUAUGUAAAAAAAAAAAAAAUUUAAGUGCUGACCAGAGCCAAGACUAAAUAUAAACAUAGCCAAGUAAGACACACCCUAUUGCUUAUACAUUUAUGAAGCUUUUGUUAGAGCAGCAGUUUUCUUUAUUUUGUGUAUAUUUACAGAACGCAGAAGAAAAGGCUGCUGGUAUAAUUAGAAUAUAUAGUUAUGUUUACUUUUAUCGAGUGACCUGAGAGAGGAAAAAAUGGUUUGUACAGCAAAUAGAAGUAAAAGGGACACUGUAGGCACCCAGACCUCUUCAGCUAAUUGAAAUGGUCUGGGUGCUGUGACCCUUUUGCACUUAGUGCUGCAAUGUAAAACACUGCGUUUCCAGAGAACUGCAAUGUUUACAUUGCAGCUCUAAGUCAGCCCUCUGUGGCUGUCAGACACAAUAGACAGGCACUAGAGGGCUUCCGGAAUCGAAACGGACUUUUGGUCUGUUAUCUGAUGCUGGAUUGAAUAAUGCUUUCCUAUGGGGAGGUCUAAUGUGUGCGCGGAUGCACAUUUGGCCGCGCAUGCACAUUUGGUCUCCCCGGCGUGGGAAGGAGCGUGUGCAGAGCCUGAACCAGCGCUAAGGGACGUCAGCGCUGGAUUCAGGUAACAGGCUGAAGGGAUUUCAACCCCUUCAGCACCAUAGGAGAGGGGCCCUGACAGAGGGGGAGGAGGGCGGGGGGCACUAUUAACUCUAUAGUGCCAGGAAAACAGGUUUGUUUUCUUGGCACUAUAAGAUCCCUUUAAGUGUGUUGGGAGGGGGGUGGAGGGGGGCGGAAGGGUGUCACUUUCAAACAUAGGAUAUCUUCUUUAUGAUAAAUUAUUUACUGCUUAGGAGCUGUUGGAUUAUGUUGAUCCUUGUGUGUCGUUGGUAUUUUGCUUGGCAUUGUUUGAGAGCAAGUACAUACACAUAAGAGAGACUGAUCUAUUCAAUUGUGCAUGAUAUCCCCACUUUAAAUCAGUGUGCUCAGUUGUAAAAGGCCAUUCUAAUUUUGGCAGAACUAAGGCCUGGAAAUAAUGCUUAUGUUAUCCAUUGAUUUCCCUACUACAGAAAUAAGAUGAGCCUGAAGUCGGAGCGCAGAGCAAUCCAUGUCGAUCAAUCAGAGUUACUGUGUAAAAAGGGAUGUGGAUAUUAUGGGAACCCGGCCUGGCAGGGAUUCUGCUCCAAAUGCUGGCGGGAAGAGUAUCAGAAAGCACGGCAGAAGCAAAUCCAAGAAGACUGGGAACUUGCUGAACGGUAUAUGUUUUAUCGUUUUAAUUUUUAAGUCUGAAAAAUCUUUAGCAGUUAUUUUAUUUUUUAGUAAUUUUUUUUUCCCUUCAGAUGAAGGAUACUCAGAAACUUUCAGUAAUGUUUGAAUUUAGAGUACUGGUGGUUAACCUUAUAGUUCAGAUGUUCUGCAACUGAUAGAAGUGAUGUUACAGCCCCAUAUCUCCAUUAUUCUCUGCUCUCCAUUACUCUUUCAUUGAGAUACAGCUUCAUUUGUUUUUUGCUUGUUGGCUUAUUGAUUACUUUAUGCUGGGGCCAGAUAUUCGUAUUUAGAACUGCAGAGUUGAACAGAGUGCUCUGAAAUGUUAUUUUUUGUUCUUUGAGUUAUCUUAUUCUAUUGCUUUAUUUAUAGAAGUUGGAUACUACUAAUUCUACAUUUCACCGCAAAAUAUAGCAAUUAUUAUUCCUUGUUGAAAGGAGACAGUUUACCAUUAAUAUGUUUGCAAAUUAUACAGGGUCACUUUGCAAUGGGAAUGAGAAUUGAGCAAUGAUAUUUCAGGGGCAUGAUCUAUACACCAAAACUAUUUCAUUAAGCUAAAGUUGUUUUGGUGACUAUAGCUUCCCUUUCAGAAAUUCUCUUAAUUUUUCUCCUCUAAAUGAUGAACUCCUCGUUACUUUUAUCUGCUGUAGAUAAUCUGCAGUUUAAUAAAACAGCUAUUUAUCAACUUUUAUCAAAUCCUAUAUUCUUUGCCCUCUUCUUACUUUUCAUAUUAAACAAUACUUUGACCUUUUGUCUCUUGAGCUCUUAAACCUGAUCAAUAUAUGGUAAUCCUUGUGAUACCAUCCAUGGGCAAGAUUAAUUUUUACUGGGCUUAGUGAGUUUAAGGUGGACUUAUAAAGUGAAGAUUGACCUUUGAUGUGUGACUUUUGUAGCUUACAGCGGGAAGAAGAGGCGGCAUAUGCAAGCAGUCAAGGCGCCCAGGGAGGGCAAUCUUCGCUUACCUUCUCCAAGUUUGAGGAAAAGAAAUCCAGUGAGAAGGCUAGGAAAGUAACUACAGUCAAAAAAUUCUUUACAGGCUCAUCCAAAACACUACCUAAGAAAGGUAAACCCUGUGAAUGCAUUAACGAGAUGUGACCAUGUAGGUCAAUGUGAGAAAAAAAAAAAAACACAAUUGGCAGUGCACUCGAGGUCUUGAGAUGCAAAUCUUUAAUCUUUGUUUUUCAAAUGCUUAACAUGUCAACUUUUCAGUCCCAUGCUGGACUUUUUUCAAUUAUAUUUUGGCUCAGAGUUAAGCACCAGGGCACCUACAAUACAGAGAUACUGUGAGUGCCAGGCUCCUGCAAUUUAUAUUUAUACAUGAAUAUAUUGUUUAUCGUAAUGUAUACAUCAUUACAGUAAUACAAAACGUGCCACCACGCUGUCUGUCUGCAUUGCAAAAGCCUAAAACCAAACGUGUGUGUUGUCCUCCUAAAUGAACAGAGAUAAAUAACUAUUAUUGCCAUCAUUUAGAAUGCAAUUCCUUAUUAUUGAGUAAAUGUUCCAGGUGCAAUAUGUCUUGAACAUGUCAAACCUAGUGUCAGUGGUUUGAUUCCUGGUAGUGCAAGCUAAUGUGUUGCCAAAUUGUAAAAAAAACAUACAGAACAAAAAGUUAAAACUCAGAUUACAAUAUCUUUUUAUUACCAAGCUAUUAAAAUGGCUAGAAUUAUGAACACAGUGUUGAGCUAUGGAUACAUAGGUCUGGGUAUAUGGGGUAUGGGACUAGAGGGAUUAAAGCGGUUCAAGCCCAAAUGGGGGAAAUUUGUCUAAAAAGCUGCAAACUACUUAACUAUUAAAGUGCCUGUGUUGAUCAAUAAACACAAUACAUUUUUUUUCUUUAAAAACAUUUGUACUCAUAUUAUUUUUCAGCUUUCUCUUAUUCCUAAAUUAAAUUCUUUCCUUAUACCAUUGCCCUAUUUACGAACCAUCCCACUUGCCAUAUAUUGUGAAUGCUCUGCUCCUGCCUUGCUCUACCUUCAAUCUCCCUUUUUUGUUUAACCCCCUGUGGCUGCCUGGCUGGCUUGCUUCCUGAUUUUAUUUCAGCGUUUGAAGAAAAGCCUAGCAAUCCAGUACAUGUGGGCAGGGAGCCCACUGCAGAUCUUCUCAGGGAUUUGAAAUGGUUUUUUGUUCCUCCUUGGGAGCUAUCCUCCCCUGCGGAAGGUAAUGCAGAAUAGUGUGCACUGUGAGCUUGCUUUUGCACGGUGUUGGUUUUCUAUAGAUUAGCUGCAGCUGCUAGUUGUGGUCCUUAACCUAGUCUCUGCAUUAAAGGAACACUAAAUAAAGCAGUUUUAGUGUAUAGAUCAUUCCUCUGCAAUUUCACUGCUCAAUUCACUGUCAUUUAGGAGUUAAAUCACUUUGUUUCUGUUUAUGCAGCCCUAGCCACACCUCCCCUGGCUAUGAUUGACACAGCCUACAUGAAAAAAAAACUGGUUUCACUUUCAGACAGAUGUAAUUUACCUUAAAUAAUUGUAUAUCAAUCUCGAAAUUGAACUUUAAUCACAUACAGGAGGCUCUUGCAGGGUCUAGCAAGCUAUUAACAUAGCAGGGGAUAAGAAAAUCUUUAUUAAACAGAACUUGCAAUAAAGAAAGCCUAAAUAGGGCUCUCUUUACAGGAAGUGUUUAUGGAAGGCUGUGCAAGUCACAUGCAGGGAGGUGUGACUAGGGUUCAUAAACAAAGGGAUUUAACUCCUAAAUGGCAGAGGAUUGAGCAGUGAGGCUGCAUGGGCAUGUUCUAUACACCAAAACUGCUUCAUUAAGCUAAAGUUGUUCAGGUGACUAUAGUGUCCCUUUAAAGCAGCAUUACCUCUAGGUUGUUUGUCAUGUAUGUGAGAAAAUAACUUUAUAUUAUGCAAAAUGUUUACAAAUGUCUUAUGUGCAAUAUUUUUACAUGGUUUUAUUUAAUCAUGUAUUGCUGCUUUAAUGCAGUAGUGCAGUAUAUAGUGCUGUGUUUUUUUUAAAUAUAAAGAUUGUAGAAGUGGUAACCCAUCUCUAGAGGUGCCACACAGGAGGGUUUGUUCAUUAGAACUGCAAAUUUUAGGCCCACUAUAGCAGAAUUGGAAAAGAUUUGCCUGCUUAGCUCUUUAAGCCUUAACGUUGAUUUUCCUUAACAAUUCACCACAAUUCAGUUUAUUGAAUAAAUCCUUAUAUCGCUAAUGGGUGUCUACAGAGGAAUUGGCUAUAAUGUUUCACUACUAAUUGCCUGAUCUGAAAUGGACAAAUUAUGGACAAAAAGGGAUUAUCAUAGACAUUGAUGGUGAUAGAGCAGUUCCCCUUGUAUGGAUCAAAUUAUAAGUAAUAUUCUACUUUUCCCCAUGCUAACAUGACAGACAAUCUCUGCAUAAAUAGACAAUUGAGAUAAAUAUGUACUUUAAUGGGCUAUAAGGCUUUAUCUGCAACUGGGACACAUUCUGAAACGCACACCAGCAGUGAAAUUUGUCCCAGCAAUCAAGGCCUGAAAAACUUGUCCUGCACUUAAAUACCCGAUCCACUCCUGGUUCACCUUCACAGUCCUAUCAUUAAAAAUCCAGAAACCUUAAAAUAUACUGGUAUGGGAUUCAAGAGUUCACCAGGAAUAUUCCAACUUAUAUCAUUCUCACUGUAUACCUUGUUGCUUGGUCUGGCAUUGUACCCAUUUGGUAUCUUAAACUAUGGCUUGCAACCCCAUAUGACAGGUAGUAGUGCCAUUUUGAGGAUCGAAGUAGAGCCAAAAAUAUUGUAGCAUUUCUACUAUAAAUGUAAUGCUGCACCCUGAAUACAUCUGAAAUGAAUCUAUGUUUUAAAUCUCUUAUUUGAUUUAUUGUUUAAACUGAUAAACAAGACCUCACAAUCAUAAAGCUUCAUUGCCCACAGUGAGUAUCAUGUAACAGCACUGCCUUAUUCUAUAUAACAAAAGAAUAUAAAAAUAAUUAACCGUUUUUCAGUUACCCCUUGCAUAUUUUAUGUCAUGUUAUUAGUGCUGUAAUGUGUUGUUUUAAUAGUCCCUUUCAUAUUGCACUUGUUUCAAGGAAAUUAAGUUUACGUCCAGCACAGGGUAUUCUCUUGGCAAUCCUAAAUCUUUGCAAAUCGCCAAAGUCCCAUUUUUUUCUAAAAGCUAGCUGUUCUUGUAUUUUUGGCAUUAUUACACAAAUGCAAUCAUUAGAUAUUUUGUCAGAUUUUAGGAAAUAUUAAAAUGUGUGUUCUGUUACUUUUGCAAGUUGGGGAAGGGAGUGGGGAGUUGUUUUUUUCCUUGUUUUUUUUUUCAUUAUUUUUUUUUAAAUGAAUGAAUUUUUAUAUAAAGUGCAAACACAUUUCACUGAUCCGUACAGUGCCUAACAUCAUAUUCUGAAAUAUAUUGCAUUUCAUCUCCCCCUCAUUUUCUGUAUGUGUAUUCCAAAAUACUCUCAAAUAGUUUUUUGGAUAAACUCCCGCAUUCCCAAAUGGUUUAAAUGCAAUUGAUUCCACUGCAUACCUUUCCCUAUGAACGGCAGUUCUUCCCUUUGGUAUCAGUGAUUAUUUAUUGUGUUACAGUAGUGAAAACAAUAUUUUUGGACCAAGAGAUGUUCUUUCUUAACUUGCCCACUCGCAUAUUACGGAGUGUGUCAUGCUUGUAGCCACGUACAAGUUUAUAAAUGUUUUCACUUGUAAGCUAUAAAUUGCUGUGAAGGAGAUUUAUUCUCCAUAAUGGAUGACCGAAAAUGUAAUCAAAACUCAAAAGCAAAUCCUAGUGUAAUUAAUACAGUCUGAUCAGGAGUAAGCUUUCAGCUGGGAUGGAUUUUUGAAAUAUGGGAAUAGUUCCCAUAUAAAAUGUCACAUUACCAAUUAAUAUUGCAAAGGCAAUGACACACAGAACUCCUGGAGCCUGAGAUGCUUAGAAUUUCUGGAUUAGUAAAUAUUUUAGGAUAAGAAAAGACCCCAGAAACCAGAAGGAGGUGCUUCUGAUAGGAGUCUGACUGCAGCUAUUUUACUAGCAGCUAGAUACGUGUUUUUUUUUUGUUAUUAUUUGAAUUGUUCUCUGCUGUAUUAUCUUAAUGUUUACUAAUUCUUUAAAACGUAGGGUCAGUUUUAUUUUAGUUUCCUGUUAAUCAUUCCUUACCAUUUGCUCACCAUUAGCUGUGUAUGAGUGCCUGCUGCAUGCUUGCUUCAAGUUAGCUCAUGCUCUGUAGUUGACAUUUUGUUCACAGGUGAACAAGCUGUGGUUCUCAAGCUGCUGACUGACUACAACUCUCAGAAUUCUCAUUAAUGCUGGAUUCAAAUUAGAGCUCUUAGAUUACAGAGUUGUAUUCAGGUAGUAGCUAUUCAUUGAAUUACAGGUUGGCCACCAUUAUUUAUUUAUUGCAUUUAUUUUCUCUAAUCAUGUUAUGUAUAUUUUUAUCAUGCCAUUCAUCAUCAAUGAUUUUUGCAGUUCUUUGUGAAAAGCUCAGAGGUGGGUUGCUUCUUUCCUCCAUGUAUACAUUACGAGAGAUUUAUCUAAGUGUCUCCUAAAGUUCCGUGCCCUGUUUUGCACCCCAACAGUCCUUUUGAAUUUUCAGCAGCUCAUGAGAUUUAUAAAUAGCUAUUUUUCACACCACUUCUGAUUAUUUGGGAACAGACCCCAUUGUGUAAAAUGUUCACAUAAAACCGAAUUCACAGAUUACAAAAUUUGCCCUUUAGAAAUGGAAAAUGACAUUUUAUUAUUUAUUUUUUUUACACUAAUUUCAAAUAUGGAGAAGCCCACCACACAGUAGCAGGUUUCCCACACACUUGGGCCACAGGAAACCUUGCUGGCAAAUGCAGAAUCAAUCUAUAAUUUCAGGAAAAUCAAGAAUGACAGAAUUUAAGAAUACAAAAUAUGCCAUUUGUGAGCAAUUUUUGGAACUACACUCUUAAGAUUAAUCUCUCCAUUGUCUUAUUUGCUUCUUUGUCCUUAAUCGGUAUAGUAGUUUACUAUACACAUAGUAGUGUGUUUUGCAUAUUUUGGUAUGUAAUCUAUAUCCUGACUGGGUUUUUAAGCUGUAUAUUCUUUUGAAAUGUUGUAGUUCUGAUGUUUGUUUAUUAUUUUGCCAUGAUAUUCUGCAGUUCUAUACAGUGUCUGCUGGCAUUUGAUCAUUAUAAAACAAAAUUUUACAAUGGCAUUGUAGACAAAGUGCAUUUGGAAGACCGCCACUAAAGGUGUGUUUAGCCCUGUAAUGUUCUCCAAAAUGACAGGGUCACUCUGUCCAGGCCAAAUCAUCUCAAUGACUAGUGGUCUUUUAAUUGCUUCUUUUUUUUUUCAUUUUGAAUUGUAAACAGGAGCCCAGUAAUCUAACACAAUCAAGUAGAUAAAUAUAUUUCUAACCGUAGACUGUUCCUUUAAGUAGAACAGAGUUUAAUAUUACUUUUCUGUUACAGUACAUCUGCAAAUCUAGUUUGUUUUCCUUGUCAUACUAAUACUUUGUGACUGACUAACCUGGUUUUCCAUGUGCUGUAAAUAAACUGCCUGAAAAGGCAAUCCAGUAUAUUGUUACAAAUAAGGAGUUCUCUUGUUUCCUGCAUCUAUGUCUGUUGCUUAUUCUCUCUCUUGCAUUAAGAUACAGUAACCAUUAAAAAAAAAAAAUCUCAACUGUUAAAAACAAAACAAAAAACACACCUUUCUUUGUUUAUGGUUGAACUAGAUUACACAAAUCGGGUGUAACAUCGUGUUAACACAUGGAAACCCUUUUUUGUAUUUGUGUUUUAUGUGGAAGAUGUCGGCUAUGGAAAAAUACUGAAAUAUCUUAUUUAAAUAUAUAUUUAUGAAAUUCCAUGUUUGUAUUGUGAUUUAUAAAUAGUUUGCCUGCAUGUGAGUGGAUUGCUGAAAUUGUAUACAUAUACAAUGUGCGCUAUUACCAUUCACCAACACAAAACAAUGGAUAGUAACAUGACUUCAUACAUACAAUUUGUAGAGGAUGAAGUAUUUUUUUCUGGCACUACCACAAGAUAUCCUAGAUUUAUUCUAAUGGUCCUUGGCACCUGCCAAGAAGAUAUUCCAAACUAAAUUAGCUCAUGUAUUUAAAUUAGACUGGGUUGAAGCCUCCCAAUGUAAAGAAUCGAAGGUUUCACAAUUCUUUAACUUUUGGCAACCUGAUGUACAAUCCCUAGAUUUACACCAGAAAGAUCUUAUUCAUAAAACUUUUGUCCACUUUCCGUUAUUCUUUUUGAAAACUUCUUGGGAGGCCUCCACUUUAACUCUAUUUGAACUGUUACAUUUUUCAUCAUGAACUGUGUUUGAAGCCGACCAUGAUUGUUCUAGUGUGAAUAUUGUUCAUGUGUUAAUUCUCUUUUCCUAACUGUCACUGCCUAAAUAAUUUGUAAGAGUGCUUGCCAGUGUAACUCCAACACCCACCAUACUCUACUAUAUUCAUUUAAAGUAAUAAAAUGUUUGUUUUAAAAAAGAAAAGCGUUAAGUACUUGUUUACACAUAUGAAGAAUAUAUAAGCAAUUUGUAUUCAUCGCUAAAAUGUUUUCUUCACUUCUGUGAUUACAACAGAUAUAAAGGAAGCGAAAACUCCCAGUCCCUCUCUUAACCGUCAGAUAAGCGUUGAGACGGAUCGCGCUUCCAAAGAAUUUAUAGAGUUUCUCAAACCCUUGCAGAAAGCAGGACAUGACGUUUUCAAGCAAUGCAAAAUCUUUUUGGAGGCCAUGCAUAUAAAAAAGGUAAAAAAAAAAAAACUCUGCUUCUUUAGUAAAAAUGUUAGUUUUUUAAUGUUGCAUUUUGUUUUAGAAUGUAGACAAAAGUGCUGGUAAUUUGCCAUAGGUGUUCCCUUUAUCACUGAUACCUGUUUAAACAUCAAGUUAGAUUUCUAUUGAGAUCAACUCCGCUUUUGCUCCUUCCAAAAACUAUAAAACUCUUACAUCUAAGUUAGAAAAUUAUAAAAUCCAUACCCCCAAAUAUUAUUGGAAAUGGACGAUAACCAAUUAUAAAAUUUUCUUUUUUUUCUUUUUUUAUCUUCACAAGUAUGUCAGAAUUUCCCUAUCACUGUGAUAUAUAUCUGUAAAUUAUAGACUUGCUGUUAAUUGGUUUUGACAUAGAAAUUCCCUGUCAUAUUCUGUAUGGCAUAGCAUUAAAACAUAAGGUAUAAAAAGCUUGAGAUCAGUCUGCUGUAUUAAAAGCCUCCAGUGGCACUGCAGUAUCAGAAAAAAAAUGACCAAAUUCUUCAAAUGAAUCACUCUGGGAGGCUUUUUUUCCCCUUAUCACAUGAGAACACUCAAUGGUUAACCCUUUGUUUUGUUUUGCUUUAUUUCAUGCUUGUACAAUUUAGCUGCUUAAAGUUUCUUGCUCACUUGGAAAAAAAAAGUGUUAAUCAAAGACAAAGGAUGGAGCCAAAAAAAUAUUGCAUGAUAGAAAAAUGAAUUGGCAUUCUAUUUUUUAUAUGAGGCUCAUUUUGAGGCAUGUUUGCAAUUUUAGAACGGUCUUUAAGUUCACACUAUAUUUAAAAUAUAUACUUCCUAUUUGUGUGUAUAUCUGUAAAUAUAUAGAUAUUUCCAGCAAAUCGUAUCUGCAGAACAUAACUGAUUAACAGGGAAAGUGUCUUUUUAGUAAAUAUAGGCAACAGCCUUUCCAUUCUCUCCAGCAUGGAAGCAUUGCUUUUAAAAUGUCAUCACCUUAAUCUCUAACUUCAUCAUGACCUUCAAAACUAAACCAAUGAGAUAAAUUUAUUUAUUUUUUCCUCUCUUUAUUUAUGUAGGAAUCAAACAUUGAAGAGCAAUCAGAAUUCACCCAGGACUUUUAUCAAAACACUGCUGACAAGUUGCAAAUGUAUUGGAAAGGUAAUCCUUUACUUACUAUGCAGUGGUAGUUUUGUGGGUAGUUAAAAAUGAAGUAUCAAAUAGAUUCAGAUGUACCAUUCAUUGGAAAGGACAAUAACACAAUUACCUUUCUUUGUGUAAAAAAAAGAUUAAAAGAGAUUACAAUGCUUCAUCAUGGGUAUAGUUUAUAGUAAAGUACACAAAUCAAGAUGUUAAAGUGUAAAAGUUACAGAACAUGCCUAGUUUUACUUCUAAUUAAUAACAAGUAUUUUUGAAAUGCAGACAAGAGGCUGCCAUAGCUUUAACAUAUGUGUCCUUUGUAGUGACAGAUUUUAAGUUUAGCAUUUUUGUUCACUGGAAACACAUUCUGACUGUUCUACCUUUUUUGGGAUGUUGGGUAGUGGCAUUCCAUUUUAAAUGAGUCCAGGUAUGGGGGGGUUUUCUGCGGUCUGCUGCAUCAUUUCAUUCCUCGUAUAUUUUCAAAAUAAAAUACAAAUUCAAUCCUUGAGCAACUCUUGUUUGUAUGUAAACUGUUGGGAUGCUUAUUGCAGCAAGAAACGAUAUACAUUUUAGUGAAAGCAAAGCUUCAGGGAAAGAAAGGAGAUAGUAAAAUACUGGCUCAAGAAAGAUUUGUGUUAAAAGAUAAAUAAGUACCUGUCACUUUAAAUUUUCACAUCAUGCUUCAUUUGGUGUAAAGUGACAGAGGAAGAAAUGGGAAAGGAGUGGUAAAUGGUUGAAUUAUAAUUUCCAGGGCCAAAAUCAUAGUGGCACAUAAUGCCACAAUUACAAAUGCUUUUUACUAUAAUUUAAUAAAACUGCAAUUUCCAAAUCUAUUGCAUUAGGUGUAGCCUCACAUUCAUGAUGCUAAGAAUCUUGUUCACAUUGUUCCUCCUCCGACCUUGCCUUGUGCUCAGUGUGCCCAGUAAUACCAUAUAAUUGAGUUUGGGUUUUUUUUCUGAAACUUUUAGUAUCGCCUGAUAAGGUUGAGAAGGUGAUGGACCAGAUUGAAAAGUUUCUUAUGACACGCCUGUAUAAGCAUGUGUUUUGCCCAGAAACCACUGAUGAUGAAAAGAAAGACCUCACAAUACAAAAGAGAAUCAGGUGAGUGUGUUGGGACAUCAGAUGGGUACAGUGACUCUCAAAAAGAAAGUUAUUUAUUGACCCUUCUAUUAGAAUCUCAAACCAGCAUUCAGUUUAGCCAAUGUGUAAAUCCAAGAGGGAUGGUUUCUUGUAGCAACACAUUGACUGAUUACAUUUGUGGAACUAGUGUGCAAGUAUUUUCAGUCUGUUGUACUGUGCAUGCUCCAAAUAGCCAAGUCCAGCUAUUCCAUCUAUUUUAUUCAUGAAAUCACUCACAGUGAACUGUGACAAACUGCAGUAUAUAACUAGCUGAUCUAUGGAAGUGCAGACAACCUCUAUGCAGUUAAAGAAAUAACCCCCAAUGGACUUCUAUUCUCUCCAUUCAUUAUAAUCCAUGUUUUAUUCUCAGGGCCUUACAUUGGGUGACACCCCAGAUGCUCUGUGUCCCUGUAAAUGAAGCUAUUCCAGAAGUGUCUGACAUGGUGGUAAAGGCAAUAACAGGUGAGCAUGGCACUCAAUCCAAAUGUGUAUUGAGCAGAAUCUGUGAGACACUACCAUGAAACAUGUUCUUAUCUUGUCUAGCUCACAAUUGUUUUAAAUUUUAAAGUGUUAACUUUGCUUAAGCUGUCUCUAUUGUGAGAUAUUGUAUUAUUAUAUCAUAUUUUUUAUGAUUUAAAAUCUUUACCUCCUGAAAGAGAGUGUUUGUUUUUUGUGAGAGGCAAAAGACACAAGCAAUUUUGUAUGUUUUGUUUAGAAUUAAUAAGAUAUAAGCAAAAUGGUGGGGGUGGGAUUUUGUGACAAUAUUUGUCAAAGUUUUACGUAUUGUAAUUAGUACAGAACAAUACCAGAAAAUAAUUUCAUUUAUUUGUCCUAAUUUUGGAAAUAUAUUGUAUAUCUGGAAAAUUCAUCUAUUUUUGACAUUUACAGAUCACAUAUUACAAGACACACAAUGUUUCCUUUCCAGAAUUCUUUUAAAAACAUUAUAUGCAGAGACUGUUUCCAAAAUCAGAAAUGCCAUAGAAAUAAUGUUCUUUGGAAAAGUAGACUCCUUGUGGCAUUUGAAUGGUUGCUUAAAAAUAUUAAAUCUAAUCAAAUUGCCUUACAUUUUUCUUACACACAUAUACAAUCUUUUAGUACUUCAAUAUCAUACAUAUAUAUGACAAUAUCUUAGCCUCUGCUUAAAGGACCACUCUAGGCAAACAGACCACUUCAGCUUAAUGAAGUGGUCUGGGUGCCAGGUCCAGCUAGGGUUAACCCAUUUUUUCAUAAACAUAGCAGUUUCAGAGAAACUGCUAUGUUUAUGAAUGGGUUAAGCCUUCCCCUAUUUCCUCUAGUGGCUGUCUCAUUGACAGCCACUAGAGGCGCUUGCGUGCAAAAUCACAGUGAGAGCAUGCCAGCGUCCAUAGGAAAGCAUUAUGAAUGCUUUCCUAUGUGACCGGCUGAAUGCGCGCGCAGCUCUUGCCGCGCGUGCACAUUCAGCCGACGGGGCGGAACGGAGGAGGAGAGAAGGAGAGCUCUCCGCCCAGCGCUGGAAAAAGGUAUGUUUUAACCCCUUUCCUCCUUCCAGAGCCGGGCGGGAGGGGGACCUUGAGGGUGGGGGCACCCUCAGGACACUAUAGUGCCAGGAAAACGAGUGUUUUCCUGGCACUAUAGUGGUCCUUUAAAGGUCUAUGUGCACAGUUAAUUGAUUAGUGUGGGCUUGCUAAAUCUUUGGCCCUUUCCACAAGUAGUAAUCUUUAUGCUGCAGUAAGUUAAAGUAUUAUAUAUAUUUUUUUCUUUUUAAUGAACUAAAACCAGAUAUUAUUGAGAUGGACUCAAAGCGGAUUCCACGGGACAAGCUCACCUGCAUCACACAGUGCAGCAAACACAUCUUCAAUGCUAUCAAGAUCACGAAGAAUGAACCAGCCUCUGCUGAUGACUUCCUACCCACUCUUAUCUAUAUUGUCCUGAAGGCUAAUCCACCACGCCUGCAGUCAAACAUUCAGUACAUCACUAGAUUUUGUAACCCGAGCAGAUUGAUGACUGGGGAGGAUGGUUACUAUUUCACAAACCUGGUAAGGAGAUUCCUACUGCUGACAUUGAAAAUCAACUAUUUUACGAAGUUGUUUUCAUGCAUAGAUGAAGCCAUUUUUUUUUUUUGUCUGACAUUUCUGAGAAACUUCAUUGUAUAAAUUUUGGCUGCACCAUGCUUCUAGUGUCUUUAAGACCACGCUAGAGGGGCUUCCUCACUGAAGACCUUUGCUUUUCAAAGGUUUUCACAAUCUUUGUCAUAAUGCACAGCGUAACAACACUGUACUCGUCAAUACUUACUUUAACCCAUUCAGUGAACUGUUUAGUGGCAGAGGAAUCGGCAGUAUAUGAUAGAAAUGUUUGAAUGUAUCAAAAAGUUAUGCAAAGCAGUAUAUGGUUUAUUUCACUAAAAAGUAAGUUACGUUAGAUUUAAAUUAUCUGACCAAUAUGCAACAAAUUUUAGUGUUCAACAUGCUUUGUUUUAGCCUAAUGUAGUGACAAAGUAUCAAACUCUGAAUCUCUCUCCCUUUAAAUAGUGCUGCACAAUAGCAUUCAUUGAGAAGUUGGAUGCCCAGUCUCUGAAUCUAAGUGAGGAGGAGUUCAACAGGUACAUGUCUGGUCAAGCUUCACCAAAAAAACAAGACUCUGAGAGUUGGCCUGAGGACACAUGUUCUGGGGUGAAACAGAUGCAUAAAAACUUGGACCUGCUUUCCCAGCUCUCCGAAAGGCAAGAACGCAUUGCGAAUGGUGCCAGGCAGCUUGAGAAGGACCUCAUUGACUGGACAGAUGAAGUGACUCGAGGAGUCCAGGACAUUGUGGAAAAGUACCCAUUGCACAUAAAAAGCUCUAACCAGGCACUGGCAUCCAUAGAUUCAGAGAACGUAGAGGAUGAUAGGCUGCCUCCUCCUCUACAGCCACAAGUCUAUGCAGGAUAACAUACUUUACCCAUAAGAGGAGCACACCCAAACACUCCUCAUUGACUGUGUAUAUGAAGGUCACACCUCUUGGGGCAAUAAUAAGUAAAUUACUGAAAACCCUGAAGAUAUAUAUUUAAAUGCAAUUUUUAUGGUACAGAUUGCCUUCACCCUAUGUGGGAUGCUUGGUAAAACUAUUUAUUAGCAUGAGUCAGACUGUGUAUACUGGAGAAGUUGGUUGAGUUUUACCCUCCAGCCUUCAUUAGUAGAUGCAACAAUCCAGUUAUUAUCUUUUGAAUGCUAAUAAUUGUACAUAAGCAAAUUUUCUGUCCUUAUUUUAUCUUUGGAAAUAUUUUCCCCUUGUUUGUCUUCCUUCAAUUUUUCUAGUUAGGGACAAAUCACCUUCUGCGGUCAAGCAGCUGAUGACUACAGUUCUAAUUGAUCAGCCAUCCUAUUGGCAAAUGCAAUGCAGAUUUUGCCUGUCUCUGCCCUGGGGGCUCCACCUUAUUUUUCUGAACAUAUAAAUGUUCUUGUACGCCGUUAGUAAUGCACUCAGGAAUAGAUCAUUACCACCACACCAAUCUUAUAUCUGUGGCCCUCUGAAGUUUACUCUCUAAAAGUCUUGAUAUGGUGAGUUGUGUUAUCACUCUACGUGUGAUGACUUUAAAAUUGGUUUAGACUCCAUGUAGGAUCUAAUGAAAGUAAUCUACUUAAGACCAUCUAUAGGAAGUAUUAUGGUAUUAAUCAAACUCAAAUUUUAUCGCUCCCUCAUGUUUUUCUGUAUGUGAACUAUUAUUUUUAUUAUAGAUUUGAAAUGUUAAAAUUUUCCUUCCAUUUUUGUUUUAAUUUUGUCUAUGCAUUUUCUGUUUUUAUUUUCAAACAAUUAAAACAGAGGAUAAUUAGACAAUCAAAGGUUGUUUACGUUAGAACUCACUUUAUUAUUGCAAGAAAGUACUGGAAUCAAAGCGUUUGAUCCAGAGAAAGAAAACCUAAUUAACUGUUUUCAUUUUCUUUGUUUUGUGGUUGGUUGUUUUUUGUGGCUUUUUUUUCUUACUUAUACAUGAUAAAUGCACUUAAAAGGUUACUGCACCUUCAUACAAAUGUCUGGAAUAGAGAUUACAGCUCUAAAUUGCCAACUAACCAUUGAAUUAUGUAGUAUGUAAAUAAGCAGCAUUUAGAAAUUACUAAAGUUUGAGAGCUUUCUGAUAAAUCUUUUGUAACAUAUGGUGGAUUAUAAUAUUGUAACACUACUGGUUGAGAAUCUAAGGGUUUUGGUGUUAUCCAAGGAAUGAACACAAGGAAUAACUACUUUCCUUUUGUGAAGAUGCUUGGGAAAAAUUAUUUUAAGAAUUUGUAACAAAUGAUUGACAGAUCCAAGGACACCUAGUGGAAUUGAAUGUUUUUUGUGCCCUGUCCUUAAAGCACUUUUUGUUUUGGAGCAAGAACACAGGCAGUAUUUGAAUACAAUGCUACUGUGGUUGUGAGAACUAAGCUAGGAUUUUACUUGCAAGUGUUUUUAAAAAAAAAAAAAAAUUAGAAGGAAAUCCUUAUAUAGACUGACCACUGACACACUGACCAGAUAAGAUUGCUGUUCCUCAAAGGAUCAGAUCAACGUUCUACGACCUUGCAUGCUUUCUUGUCAGUGCUGUAUGGGCUGUUGUAGCUUGAAUAGAUCUGAUUUGAUGUUAUUCAGUUAUAUUGUAAUAUGUGCUGAACAGGAUCUAAAUCUGUUUAGAUCCCAUGGAUUUCUGCAAUGUGGAUCCUCCUACCCUUAAUGUUUUUUUAUUAACAAUGACUGCGAUUUGCAACUAGCUACAAGCAAUUUCAGCAGCAUGAUUUAACUUUUUUAUUAAGAAAACAGAAUGACUCCGUGACUAUUCUAAUGCUUAACACCAUAAAAUACCUUGCGUAAAAUAUAAUCAGUUGUAAUGGUUGUAAAAGAGCAAAGGCUGGUAAACUCCGUAAAGCAGUGUGCUCUACUUCUCUCCCAAAGCGGUUUCAUACACUCAUCACCUUAACAUCACAAUUUUUAUCCAAUAAUCACUUCUACUGAUAAAAUGGUUUAGGUUAGCACAUAAUGUGAUAUUCAUUUAUUUACUUUUUGUCUAAAAAUGGAUAAUUCAGUUUUGUCAUGGUGUUUCGGGCGGGGGGAAAGAGACAGAUGAUUUACAAAUUUUUUUUAUUUUAAAAGCGCUUUUUUAACAUAUAAUAAAGGAAAAUCCACCAUUAUAUCCGUAGAAGUAUAUUAAUUUGCCCAUCUCUUUUGCGGGCAGAAAAGUGCUUUAAUGACUGCCAAUAUAUUUGACUAAGCUUGAGAAGACAAUUGUUAACAUUUUUGUAGAGCACCACUGGUUUGAACAUUUAGGAGAUUGUAGAAUUGUUCCUCUUACAGUUAAGAGGGAGGAAGAAAUAUUUUUAAUAAAAAAUUUUUUUUUUUAAAUUACGAAAAUCUGACCUUUAGUUACAUGAAAUAAGUAAGUGCUUUGUUGGUUUUAUUUUUUUUUUUUCCUCCCUUUCCGCAAACUGUGGUUAAAAUAUCCAAUGUGAGGUCUCUGGUUUUGAGGGUCUACUCGCAGCUCUCUCCCUACUACCUUUGCUACUGUGUGUGUAUAUAUAUAUAUAUAUAUAUAUAUAUAUAUUGUUACUGACUGGAGUUUCUAAUGGAUAUACCUGAUGUUCGUAGCUAUCUUUAAAGUGUUACGCAGAGUUUCAUAAGCACUAUAGCCAACUGUAGUGGUUAUAAUGGUUGGAGUACCCUGGUGUUACUCCCAAGUAAUGGGGCAAAACAUUCUGUAAUGGAUGCUGAGCCUCCUUUAAUUGUGACAUGGGUACAUCCGCUUCUGCAGAGCUUAGAAGCCGGGAUGCUGAUCCUGCCAGUCAUUCAUUACCGGACUGUCACCUGAGCACUCUCAGCCAACGAAUGAGUGUCUGUUCAAGGAAUAUGCACAAAAUUGCCAUUGCACUGGCUAAUGAUGCUGCCAGAUUUGGUGUUAUAUACCAAAAUACAGUACAUACAGGGUCUUUGCACCGUGAUCACUUCAAAACACUGAAGUCCGUAGUACCUCUUUAACUCUUGACUGGUUCAUUUACAUGCAUUAAGAUGAGUUGAGCUGACAACUAAACUGAAAAAUUAGCUUUAAAUUGUGAAAAAUGUUUGAAUUUCUGAUUAAAAAUGUUCAACUAUUUUGGAUUGUAUAUUGUAAUUCUAUUGUAAACUGAAUACAGUUCAUGGUUUAAUUAACCUAUUAGGCAAUAUCUGGAUGUAUUCUAGACUCAUUUGGGGAACUGCGUUCAUUUUGUGGUGGGAAUAAGAUUGAUCAAAUGAUUCGGAACAAUGAUGCAAAAUACACAGUUGUAUGCCUUUUAUCUUACGAACAUCCCCUCAUGUUUGGUAACUAGAAAUACAUUUUCAUGUUUGACCCACAUUUGAUGAAUGAUGCACCAUAUAUUCCAAUGUUUUGCAGAAGUAAAAUGUGUGUGAGAAAAAGAUGAACACUAUAAUUCUUGAGCUAGCAAUGCUAUUUUAAGUAAAACACACAGGAUUAUUUUAGCAGGUUUGAAGAGAUCACAAAUUAAUUACAUACAACUUUAGGUAUUCACAUUGUUACCUGUACAAAUCUGAAAAUCACUACGAAAUGUUCAUACAGAUAUUCAGUGAUUGCUUUUGAUGUGACCACUGAUGUCUUUUUAAGUAGUCACUCUCACUUUCUGCCCAUAAAAUAGGUGCUACAAUGAAUACCAAGGUCCUGGCUGUGAUUUACAUACAUUUUAAAUGCUGUAUAUCAAAAUGUUGAAUUAAAUAUUCUAAUGUAUAGUGACCCUUUAUGCGGUUGUGUGGUUUGUUUUACCCAUAAAUACAUAUGAAAGGAAUUAGUGUCAGAGAAGAGAACAAAUUAUAGCAAGG